AACUACUGGCAGGAAGGCAGACGGAGAAUGUGAGCAAUGGGCUGGCGCGCAGUGAUGACGUUCUGUCGGUUUCUGAUGACGUACGAUAGCGAUUUUGGUCUGCUAUGGUUGCAGCAUGGCUUCUGUGCUACUGAGUGAGGCGGAGAAAGUGUACAUCCUGCAUGGAGUCCAGGUACGGUGGCAGAUAGAGCAUGCUAUAAAGCAGGCUUCCCCAAACUCCGGCCCUCCAGAUGUUGCUGAACUACAACUCCCAUGAUUCUCAGCCUAUCUUUUUUCAUUCAUAGAAUCAUGGGAGUUGUAGUUCAGCAACAUCUGGAGGGCCAGAGUUUGGGGAAGCCUGCUUUAUAGCAUCACAUGGCUGAAUGGUACCUGCUAUGAUAAAUGCCAUUCAUUAUUUUGUAGGAGCUUCUAUUAGCAACGUUUUAUUCUAAUUUCAGCCACUAAACAGUCACAAUUGUGGUUAUAUUUGUUUGUAUGUAUGUAUGUAUGUAUGUAUGUAUGAUGAAGGAUACACUGAGCUUUAUCUUCUUUUCAAGUAUGUCCUGUAUAAAAAGUGUGGUUUUUAUAUAUAUUUUUUUGUUUUUAUUUUUCUUCAUUUGGUUCCAUAAUUUUCCGCUUUCCUAUGUUUAGAACUGUCACGUCAAUCUUUUUACAUUGGCAAGGUUUGUUAUUGGUUUGGCAUAUUCAUACAGACAUUGCAGGACCGACCGCAACAAUAAGUGCCUCCAGUAAAUAUGAGUGCAGCAAACUGCAUAAAAUUUUGCAAAAAAAUAGGCAUAGAAUUGCUGAAUUUAGAUAAUCCGUCUACUUAUGUCCUAUAAUAAGAAAAUAUUGGUAGGGAGGCAGAGAGGGAAAUUGGGGCACAAAGGAGAAAAAUUAAAAACACAACAAAACAAGUCGUAAAUAAGAUACACUUUACUUUUAUACAUAACCCCCGAUAGAGGAGAUUUAUCAAAUAGUUAUUUUCUACAUCAUUGUAGAAUAAGUCUCCGUUGGAACGUGCUUGUUGGUUUCUAUGUCCAUGACAGGUUACUUUAACGACGUUCAGACGUGUCAUUACGUCCCUACUAUUUGGUGUGUGGUUAAAUCCCUACUCGCUAGAUACCUGGGGGUCCCCUCUGGGCCACUAAAAUGGCCCCAGAUGACAGACUUUUUGAUGAGCAGCAUGCAGUGAUGAAAGUUAGCACAACAUAAAGCCCUUUAACCCCUUAAGGACACAAUUUCAGAAAAAAAAGGGAAUCAUGACGGAAUAUUUCCGUCAUGUGUCCUUAAGGGGUUAAAUCUAUAGAGAACACUGCAGCAGAGUUAUUAAAGUGUGUGUGUGUAUGUAUGUAUGUAUAUAUAUAUAUAUAUAUAUAUAUAUAUAUAUAUAUAAAGCAAUGUUUUUCUUGGCACUCACCCUUUCAAAUGUGUAGCUCAAUAUCGCCUGGGUGCAAUCCCAUGUAGAUAAAAUAUAUAGAGGAUAAAGAGAUGCACUCUCAGGACUUUGAAAAAAUAGUUAAUUUAUUCCAGCAGGUAUAACAUCAAAGUUUGCCGACGUUUCGACCCAUUCGGGUCUUUCUCAAGGUCAAUGUACCUGUGCUUACAAGCCAUUUAUAUAGGACAUAAAAAGAAGUACUCACCAAUCUGUGAAGAACCCCCUGAAUCCCUCCGUGCACACCCGGAAGUGAAACCGGAAAUAGAACCCACGAUCACAUGAUCCAUGCAUAAGUGAUCAUGUGGUGUUGCUAAGAUACCGAUAGGAAAACAAUUAAUUAUAAGAUCGGUAAAUAUCUCAUAGAUGUGCAAGUGAAAUGUCUAAUAUCAAUCUAUUGAUGAAAUCUGAUUAAAGUGCAGAGUGCAUAAAUCCGCAAAAAUGCAGCCUAAUAUAAAAAAAUAAGCAAAGAUCAUAAGAUCAAAUAUACUGUGUAAAGUGUCACCAUAUAUCUAAAGAAGUGAUCAAAAAAAUAAAGAAUGUUAUGUUAAAAACAUUUCACCAACCAUGUCAAGUUUAAAAGGCAUUUAGCUGAAGCAAUCUAUAACAAAAAAAAAAGGUAGCAGACUAAAAAAGGGAAAACAAGCCAUUAGAAUAAAGGCUCCAAAAAACCAAUAAGGAUCACAAAUAUACUUAGAGAAAAAGGGAAACCAUAUGAUUAUUCAAAGAACAUUAUUAUUAAAGAAACAUAGAGAGCACAAUAUUCUCGUUGAGUCCUCUUGGUGUCACUGUGUCCAGCCGAUGGAUCCAUUGUGCCUCACGUUGAAGUAGUUUCUUUGAUCUGUCACCCCCUCUGGACAUUGGGGGGACAUGAUCAAUAGCCGUGAAACGUAACAGAGGAAGUCUAUGUUGCAUAUGUAGGAAGUGUUUAGCGACUGGCUUAUCGCUAUAUUGAUCUCUAAAUGCUGUUGUUAUGGUCGACCGAUGUCCCCUUAUGCGGUCUCUCAACGUCAAGUCGGUUUUGCCAACGUACGAAAGUCCGCAGGGACAUGUGAUCAUGUAUAUCACAUGGUCAGUGGUACACGUGAUAUAAUGAGAUAUUUUAAUUCUCUGACCGCUAUGGGGAUGAGCAAAGGUCGUGCCACUGACCAUGUGACUACAUGUCACACAUCCACUGCAUUUAUAACAACCUUUCUUCACAAUACUCCUCGGUUUACGGUAGCAAAUUUCUGGGUCACUCUUCACCAGAAGGUCCUUUAAGUUUUUGUUUCUUCUGUAACUGAUAACAGGGGAACUCAUGAAUGUAUGAGGUAGUGAUUUAUCUGAACGUAAUAUAUCCCAAUGUCUUUGGAUAGAUUGUCUAAUUUUCGAUGUUCCAGUGUGAAAAGUCAUGGGAAGAUAAAUUUUUGGUUCUUUUGGUACCUUCUUAGUUUUAUCAUUCAAUCUUUCUUGAUUCCAUAUAUUCAAAGCUUUAGUUUGUGCUAUUUGGAGAGUUUGUGGACGAUAACCUCGCAUACGAAAUCUCUCCCACAUUUCUUCCAAUUGGGCUCUUCGUUUUUCGGUUUCUGUAUUAUAUCUUAAUGUCCUUAAGAAUUGGGAGACCGGGAGUGAUUUCUUAAGUUGUUGUGGAUGAAAACUGGAGGCAGAUAAGAGAGUAUUACGAUCCGUAUUUUUACGGUAUAAAGUAAAUUCCAAUUUGUUUUCUUUUUUAUAGAUGGUGACAUCCAAAAAUUGAAUUGAUUUUUCAUCAAUUUGAUAACUCAGUAUAACAGGUGUAGAAGAUUGAUUUAUUUCAUGAAUCAUUUGUUCCAGAUCUAUCCUGGUACCUGUCCAAAUCAUGAACAGGUCAUCUACAAACCGAUAAUAAUGUUGAAUAUGUUGUCCAAAUUUUUCCAAAAUAUGAUCACAUUCAAAAAUGUACAUGAAGGCAUUAGCAUAUGAUGGUGCCAUUGCCGCCCCCAUCGCAGUGCCGGAUACUUGCACAUAGAAUUGGUUUUCAAAUUUAAAAUAGUUGCAUGUAAGUGCAAUCAUUAAAAAUUCCAACAAGAGGGGCGUGGUUUGGCGCUCGAGCUGCACGGCCGCAUGUCGGAGUAGCUCCCGCCGAUCGAGCCGCACGGGGCAAUAAAACAACCGGUCUAAUGAGCGAUCCCCACCGCUAGCAUCACCGCAAGUACCCACCAUGUCCCAGAGGCAAAAAAGCAAACCCGCGAAAGCGGAUAAAGCGUCCUUUUUCUUAAAAGCCGCACAGACGAAAACGCGGGAAACCCAGGAACAAGAUGGCGGCCCGCCGCGAUCGCGGGAGGGCUCCCCCGCUUCCCCAGCCUCCCCUGACAUGAGUGUGGACGACCAACCCCUCACGGUGGCCACCAUGAGGAGCAUGAUGACAGAACUAACGGACUCAGUGCAGAGGAGCCUCAGGGCACAAAUGCUCACACUGACAGCUGAGCUCAGAAAGGAUCUGCAUGAUAUAGGGACCCGUACAGCACACCUGGAAUCCAAAAUGGACGACUUCUCAGUGGCCCAUAACAGUGUGGCUGACAAAAUGCAGGAACUAGAAGACACUAUUACAGCCCAAAAAAUCAAGCUGGCAGACCUGGAAGACAGGUCUAGGAGGAACAACCUCAGAUUUAGGGGAAUACCAGAAUCGGUAACAAAUGCUGAUCUAGACCACUAUUUACAAGAUAUGUUCCAGCAGCUGACCCCUGAACUGCAUCCAGAUCAACUACUACUAGACAGAGCGCACCGUCUUCGGAGACCCAGCCACUUACCUACCACCGCAGCGAGAGACGUCAUAGCGAGAGUGCAUUUCUUCCAUGCCAAGGAACGGAUCAUCAGAGCAAACAGAAACAAAGGGAUGCCUGAGAAGUACCACAACAUAAAAAUCUUCUCUGACCUAUCAGCAGAAACACUGCAGUUCCGCAAAUCUGUGGCGCAAAUUACGCUGUCGCUACGCACACAGGGACUGAGCUACAGAUGGGGUUACCCUGCCAAGCUGCUAGUGUACCACCAAGAUUCCCUCCACUCCAUCACGUCGGCACCACAAGGUAUACGGCUGAUGGGAGACUGGGGUAUCCCGCUGGCAGAGAUGGCGAAAACGGGCCCGGCGAAAGUUCCUCGUCUGACUCAAGACUGGGCAUCCAGAUAAAGAGCCUCCAUACCCAUGCGGUAUACGUAAGACGCUCACCCAAGUUAUGAACUAUUUUGUUGCACUAGUUAUUAUGCUGUUUCACAUUUUAUGUUUUGUUAUACUACUACCACAUACCCAUAGCUUGCAAACGGGAAUACUGAGGCCCCCUGACUUCCCCACGCACCAACUACUACAGUAGCUAACGAGAUAUACUCUCGGCUAGAUUUUGACACUGCCCAAUUACAAUAGGUUAGGGAGUUGGGGCAUCGUAAAAAAAAAAAAAAUAACACAUGCGGCUAAGGACACCUAUACCCAUAGUGCCCCGGGCGUGCUGGAUCGAGUGACUCCCUCCUGACGGGAGUGUCCCACUUCACGACCCCACUAACGUGCGAGCGACCUCCGGGCGCCGCACUAAGGCUCGACCCAAAGGAGCCUAACAGGGCUAUGCCCUCGCCUACCCCCUUUUCCCCCCGUUAUAAGAAAAAGCCAGAAAACAGACGACACAGGUUGACCUUCCCUCACCCCCCUCUUGCCUCCAUACCACAUCCUUUUACAAUGACUAAUCACACUGAACCACUAGGAAAGUCCAUAUCCCAAUCAUCCCACUAUAAGAGACAAUCCGACAGCCUACAUACACGGGUACCAACCCCAGCGAAUCCUAGGGAAACCACACCAGAAUGAGAAUAGUAACCUAUAAUGUACGGGGGCUUAACUCCCCUGAAAAACGAAGACUACUUCUGCACGAACUUAAGAAGAACUCAGUAGAUAUAGCAUGCCUCCAAGAAACGCACUUUAGGGGUCCCACUGCACCUUCCCUCUUCUCAAAACUAUACCCUAUACAGUUUCACGCCCUGUCAGAAUCAAAAACGAAAGGGGUUUCCAUCUUAGUGCACAAAGACGUGGUCUUCACUCCACAAAUCAGCCAUAUAGACCCUACGGGAAGGUAUAUUAUAGUGGUGGGGCUUUUCAACAACACACAAUACACCAUAGGGACAACGUACUUCCCGAAUGACAACCAAGCAUCGUACCUCAAAUCUCUCCUGUCUAAACUUGAUACCUACAAACAAGGGGGACUCAUCUUAGGUGGUGACUUUAAUUUCAUUCAAUCCCCGACCCUUGACACUACGGCCUCCCCGCAGGGAAAACACAAAACAGGGACCCAAGCCCUCUGCACACGCAUAACCAACACCUUGACCUUGUACAACCUAUACGAUAGUUGGAGAAUCUUACACCCUACUGAUCGGGAUUAUUCCUUCCAUUCGAGAGUCCACAACACCUACACGCGUAUAGAUACAUUCUUCAUAGAUAACAAAACCCUACCACAACUGAGCGACUGCAGAUUAGGAGAGAUAACAUGGUCGGAUCAUAGCCCAGUAUACCUUGACUUGGAUGACAAAUACCAAACCCAUGGUAGGGGCACUUGGAGACUGAACGAGUCUCUCCUCCUUGAUAAACCGUUCGUUGAGCGAAUGACAACAGAACUCAGAGAGUACUUCCUCACCAACACAACAGGCGAAGUCUCAGAAUACACGGUGUGGUCCGCACAUAAAGCAGUAAUGAGGGGACAGUUCAUCAAACAAUCCGCGUACAUAAAAAAACGCCACCAAACCACCCUCCUAGACUGCCACAAACAAAUAGCGAUAGCCACAGCCCAAAACAAGAAGACACCCACGCCAGCCCUAGCAGACAAAUUACGUGACCUGUACCAAGACCUUAACAACCUUAAUGCCCAAAAAACCAAGUAUUUUUUGCACAGACUAAGAGCCACCACAUACCACCACAGUGGUAAAGCAUCUAAAUACUUAGCCAACAGGCUCAGGACAAAGCAGGCCGCAAAUAGAAUUCCUUACAUAAUAGGGCACACGGGAGACAAACUCAUGAACCCCAUGGACAUAGUACAGGAAUUUGCACACUUCUAUAAACAACUAUACAAUCUAGACUCAAGUGGAGGCGCUACUGCCCCAGACACACAAGCCAUACGCAACUACUUACGUGAUAUAGACCUCCCCAAGUUGGACCAAAACUCCACGAAAGCCCUGCUCGAACCGAUUACUAUGCACGAGAUCCGAGCGGUAAUUAAGAACCUGCCCCCGGGAAAAUCCCCAGGCGCAGACGGACUCCCCAACACCUACUAUAAGACAUUCAUUGACAUACUAACCCCACACUUGCUCAAAGUAUACCAUAGAGCGACGGAGACUGGCUCCCUUCCUCCUGAAAUGCUGGUGGCCACGGUAGUGACACUUCCGAAACCUGACAAGCCUACGGACAAUUGCAAAAAUUUCCGACCCAUCUCCCUCCUCAACACUGAUGCAAAGAUAUAUGCCAAAAUACUGGCCAACAGACUAGCAUACAUCCUUCCAACUAUCAUAGGGGACGACCAGACAGGCUUUGUUAAAAGUAGGCAGGGUAGAGACAAUACCAGAAAGCUCUCCUUAGUGUUAGAGAAGAUGAGGGGAUCGGGUCACGGCGGGCUUCUACUAGCCCUUGACGCCGAAAAGGCGUUUGACAGGCUGAAUUGGGCAUUUCUCGAACAUACGCUCCUAAAGUAUGACAUCCCCGCAAUAUUUAUCAAACAGAUCUUUGCUUUAUACGCAGGUCCCACCGCCCGGGUACUGCAAGCCGGCUUUCUCUCUGACCCAUUCCCUCUAACGAAUGGUACGAGGCAGGGAUGCCCCCUGUCGCCGCUACUAUACGUCCUAGCCCUGGAACCACUACUAGUUCAAAUUAGGCAGCGAGAGGGUAUCCGCGGAAUUGAGGUACAUGGCAGGGAAGUUAAAAUUAGUGCAUUUGCGGAUGACAUACUCCUCUGUGUUUCUAAACCAGAGCAAUCGCUCCCACUCAUCUUAGACCUCAUAAAAGAAUAUGGGACGUUGUCCUACUAUUCCCUUAAUGCCAGCAAGACACAAGCACUGGGAGUGCGGCUCAACCAACAAACACUCACCGCACUUAAAAAAGACCACAAUUUUGAAUGGAGGGCAGACACGAUAAAAUACUUAGGACUGACCUUCACAAAAAACCCUACAGAAACCUUCCCUGCUAACUAUGUCAGAGUGUGGGGAGACUGCCGCCAACUAAUGAAAAAAUGGAGCACCCUGUUUCUGACAUGGACAGAGAGAGUAGCAACAGUUAAGAUGUCCAUACUCCCGAGGCUUCAAUACCUGUUCAGAAACUUACCAAUUCAGGUACCUAUGUCCUACCUUAGAGACACACAAAAAGACGUUAAUAGAUUUGUGUGGGGGGGCCAAAAAGCUCGAGUGCAGAGAAUACUGCUACAAACACCGGUGAGACAGGGUGGCCUUGCCUUACCGGACAUCAAGACAUAUUACCAAGCAGCGCUAUUAGCAACAACCCUUCCCCACUUCACAAACACGGCUUUACCGCAAUGGGUGCUCAUGGAAAAACAGGCCAUAAAACCCUUUGAUGUACCCACCAUAAUGUGGCUCCCUAAAAAAUUUCGACCAGAAACUCCACAGAUGCCAUCGCAGCUAAAAAUAGCAGUCAGGGCUUGGGACAAGCUUAGACAUAAACUGGUAACACCUACCCCUCUAUCGCCAGCCACCCCGCUCAACACUAUCACAUACUGCAUCCCAACCUUUAACGCUAAGCCAUGGAUAGCUAAAGGGGUCACACAUUUGCACCAAAUACUUGCGCAUAACAAACUAAAAACCUUUCCAACUCUCCAAAAGGAAUUCCACAUACCAAAGGCCUCCCAAUUCUCUCAUAUACAGUUAAGCUCAUUCAUACGAAAACACACAGGGCAGUCCUCUGCCCCAGAUGAUAACCCCCUCGGUAUGACGAAAUGGGAACAAACAACCACUAGAGGUUCAUGGGCACCGACUUUUAAGCCACUAUCCUGGUGUUAUCAACUCAUCCGACCCACACAACAUUUUGCAGAUUCUAAUCCAGCCAAGCACUGGGCACAAGACCUACAAUGCCACAUAAGUAAAGAUCAGUGGGAGCGGGCUAUAGUGACGACCAAAAAACUAAUUAAGUCGGAGGUGCUGUUGGAGCAAUAUAGGAAGACCCUAUAUAGGUGGUACAUGGUCCCCACUCGCUUACACAAACUAUACCCAGGUUCAUCCCCGGAGUGCUGGAGAUGCGGAAAGGGAGAGGGUACAGUACUUCAUAUAUGGUGGCAAUGUGAACUAGUCACCAGCUUCUGGCGCAACAUACACUGCCUGAUUCGAGCCGCAACAGGCACCAAGCUCCCCUCCACACCCAUAACAAGUCUCCUACUACACAUGCCAAGCAAUAUACCUAAAGGGAUACAGAAAUUAGCUUUCCACAUCCUCUUGACAGCUCAGAGGGCAAUAGCUAGGUUGUGGAAAUCUCAACGACCACCACUGGUGGCAGAGGUCUGCAGGGACAUUGAUACACAACACCUAUAUGAAACCCGCUACCGAGGGGUCCUUCCCUUAACAGACACAGCAGUUGAAGCAUGGAGGCUGUGGGAAGUGAGGGGAACGGGAGACACACCCGACGGCUGAACUACUAGACGCACUCGACUCCCAGGGUCGAUCACCAGAUAACGAUAGACAAGCGAACGACAAUACACCAUGUUAGGGACAAAUGUAGAAGUGGUCAGACGUACGAACUUAGAACUUAGAAAAUGUAUGUAGGAAAAUGACACACCCGGAGAUCUCAAAAAUUAUACAUUGUGAAUGUAAACAUUGAUGUAAAAAACUUGGUAUGGACCCCCUUUCCCCCCCCCCCCGCUUUCGUUCUGUACCCCGUCCCCUCCCCCAUGUCAUGUUUGUGUUUACGGCAUUGCCAAGAUGAAAACCAAUAAAAAUCUUUAAAUGGAAAAAAAAUUCCAACAAGAAUUCAAUUGGCGGACCUUCAUAUAUGGUAGAUUUGACCAGGAUCUCCCUCAAAGCCUGUACACCCUCCCUAUGAGGUAUGAUGGUGUACAGGCUCUGGACAUCCAUCGUAACUAAUAAGGAUGUCGACUCCACAUGUGGUGUUUGUAGGAUUCUGGACAUAAAGUCCUGUGUGUCUCGUAAGCAUGUAGGCAAAGCCAUAAUGCUAUCUUUAAUAAAAGUAUCAAUAUAUUUGGCAAUUGGUUCGAUUAUGCCAUCUCUAGCCGAAACUAUGGGUCUUCCUGGUGGUUGUAGUGGGUCUUUAUGGAUCUUGGGUAGCGUAUACAGUACCGGAUAUCUGGGGUGCUCAACUGUGAGGUACUGAGCUGUGUGAGUAUCCAAGUACUCCAAUUGUAAUCCCAAUUCAACAUGAUUUUUUAUUCUUUUUUGGAAUUUAGCCGUUGGAUCAAACGUAAGCUUCGUAUACACAGAGGUAUCACUGAGUUGUCUCAGUAUUUCUUUCCGGUAUUGGUCGUAUGAUUGUAUCACCGUUGCUCCCCCUUUAUCAGCCCCACGGAUUACUAUAUUAGGGUCUUGACUGAGGUCCUUCAAUGCUGCUUUUUCUCCCGGACUUAGAUUCUGAUGGAACAGAGGUGGAUUUUUAACAAUUUUUUCUAUAUCCAUUUUAACCGUCUGGAUAAAUGCUUUAAUGGAUGAGUUAGCAGUCCGAAUAUCCCUUUUGUUUUUCAUUGGAAAAACAUGAGUAGGUUUUUUUGUUGGAUGUUUCUUGAUCUCGUUACUAUAUAGUAUUCUUUGAAUCUUGUAUAAUUCAACCUCCGUCUGAAACAAAUCAGGCUUUGCGACUGGAACAAAAGAGAGUCCUUUAUUUAGAAGUGAGUAGUGAUCAGAGUUAAGUAUUUUAUUAGACAAAUUAAAAACCGUUAUUUCCUCAUCCUGGGUGGUUUGCCCAUGGGGUUUGUAUUUUUUCCAAUUUCUUUUCCCUCGUCGUAUUGGUCGGCUCUUCUGGCGCCUCUGGUGUUGACUCUUAUUGUAUCUGGAGGUUCGUUUUGUUGUAUACCUCUGCCUAAAAAAGGAUCUGGGGUUGGUCUUCUUAAAUCUUCUCUGGAAUCUGGAUCUGAGGUGGAAUCGCCUGAACUGGCAUCUAUGGUGUUAAAUAGAGGUUUACGUAUCUUUGUCCUGGGUCUAAACCUUGAUCCAUAAUUUUCUUGAGCACCCCCUAACCACCUAUACACCUGGUGAUUAUAUAUAUAUAUAUAUAUAUAUAUAUAUAUAUAUAUAUAUAUAUUAUUUUUUUUUUUUUUCUCACCUUUCCUGAGUGGUAUAUAUUACUCAUUCUCGGGUCCUCUACCAGAGUCCUGGAAGUCUGAGGGUUCUGCGCAGUAUCUUAGCUGUUCCUAGAACUGCUCUCUUCUAGACAGCGUUCUUAGAGGUCCCACCUGGAAUCUGUUGAAGCCACUCCCCCAACUUGGGGGUCCCAGUCCUGAGUGCUCCUAUCACAACUGGGACUACUACUGCCUUCACUUUCCACAUCCUUUCUAGCUCUUGUCCUUGCUUGCCUGUCUGGGUCUGAAAGUAUUCUUACCACUCAAUAAUUAUUAUUAUUUAUAUAACGCCAGCAAAUUCCGUAGCGCUGUACAAUAGGUGGACUAACAGACACAUAAUUGUAACCAGACAAAUGGACGCACAGAAACAGAGAGGUUGAGGGCCCUGCUCAAUGAGCUUACAUGCUAGAGGGAGUGGGGUAUAGUGAACAAAGGGUAUAAGUUGGGGUAAUGAAAUAGGUUGCUAGCAAAGUAAUCACUGAGAACUUAGUAGGUUAUUUUUGACAGUUGCAGGAGAGGAGUCGAGGGGGGAUGAAAACCCGCUAACAGUUUAGAUGAUAUGUUUUCCUGAAGAAGUGUGUUUUCAAUGAUUUUUUUUAAGGAGUGGAGACUGGGUGAAAGUCUAACGGAGAAGAGAAGGGAGUUCCACAGGAAAGGUGCAGCGCUGCAGAAGUCUUGGAGGCUAGCAUCAGAUGUGGACAGAGUACGGACAGAGGAUAGGCAUAGGUCUUCGGCAUAGCGCAUGGGCCUCGACGGGACAUAUUUGUGUAUUAGGGAGGAUAGGUAGGUUGGAGCAGCACCAGAAUCUUAAAUUGAGCCCUAUAUCUAAUUGGAAGCCAAUGUUGUGACUAACAGAGGGGGGAGGCAUGGGAGGUGCGUGAGGACAGGAAAAUGAGCGUCGCUGCCACAUUCGUUAUAGAUUGCAGCGGUGCAAUCUGGGAACACGUAAGACCACUGAGAAGGGGAUUGCAGUAGUCAAGGCGAGAAAGAACAAUGGCAUGGUGGCAUGGGUUUUAAAUAAGGUUGGAUGCAAGAUAUGUUUUUGAGAUGGAAGCGGCAGGAUUUGUCGAUCGAUUGGACAUGAGGGGUUAAGGAGAGGUCGGAGUCAAAGAGAACACCUAGGCAGCGAGUCUGCGAGAUAGAGGUGAUGGUGGUGCCGUUUACUUGGAGGGAGACCGACCCGGGAGUAGCAACACUAGAGGGAGGAAAGACCAGAAGUUUUGUUUUGAACAGGUUGAGUUUAAGGAAGUGAACCAGUUGGAAAUCGCGGAGAGGCAGUGAGAGACAAUAAAAGAAAGAUUUACAACAACAAAAAUAAAUAAUAAACAUGAUCCGUUAAUGGCAGAUUUCUGUAGAAAUUGCAUUUUUUAAUAAAACUGUAAAUGAACAGAAUAUCGGUACCAGUUAUCAGCUAUUGGCCCAAAAGGCCACCAAUAAUUUCUAUUGGACCUAAAAAAGUAAUAUCAGAUGAUAAGUUAAGUAAAUGUAAUAUUUUAUAAGUCGCUGAUGAAGGUGAAAAGAUUUAAAGAAAAUAAAGUAGGUGUGUUUUGGAAAGAUUUCUCUUUCUCUUAAUUGAAGAUUGACAUGGUUCAAGAGUGAUUGGGGAUCACUUGAUUAAGUUACAAUUUGGGAAACUAACACAGUAAUGUUAGAAAAAACACUUGUUUUUAAUCAUUAGAAUGUUCUCCUGCAUUUUUAAAUUUCUAGGCCUCACCGUAAUAGUUUUUUACUUGCCUCUGUUCCAGUGCAUGCUGCUCCACACCUGGCUGAAAUCAUCAGUGACAGUGACUAAGCCAAUUCAAGGGUUCUCCAUAGAAAAGGCUACUGCACAUGCGCAACAAGCUCCACUCUGUCAAUCCGCAUCUCCUCAUUAAGAUGCAUGAGCUCGUUACAUUUCUUGGUCUGUAAAGUGGGUUUUGUGCAGCGCAAUAAAACAAUGGGACUCUCUUCCAGCCUCUAGUGUCUUUUUAAGGGGAAAAAACAAUUUUACAUUGUUUUGUAUACUUUGCAAAUAUUGAUUUGUGACUUUGUGACUUUUGAUUUAUUCUAAACUAAAAGUAAAAUGGAAAAACUUCAACCUUCGCUAAAAUUACCCUCAUAAUGAACUGAUUUUUUUUUUCUUUCUCUUCCAUUAUCUGUUAAACGCUCUUGCCAUCCAUUGUUUUAAAGGUGAUAUUUAAAUUUUACAUCUUUAUUUCGGUUUUAAUGUGCAGGAUGAUUUACGAUGUGAUGGCCGAGGCUGUGAAGACUACCGGUGCAUUGAAGUUGAGACUGAUGUGGUCUCAAACACUACUGGGUCUGCACGUGUAAAAAUUGUAAGUCCUUGAUGAGCAGGAGUGUGGGAAGAGGACAAAAAAUGUAUGACCUCUGCCAUAAAAUAGUUUCAGCUCAAAGCAACACUCAAGUGGGAAAAAACCCAAAAUAAAAGUCUUAAAUUAAUCAGAAUUAGAUUUUAAUACAAUUUCUGUUGAAGCAAAAUAAUGUUUUGUAUUCAUUUUGUUUUUUUAGGCUUACUUAUAUAAUUAAAGCAACAGUUAAACACACCCCUCUCCCUCCAUCUCUGGUGUAAAAAUUGGGUUUUAUCUUUGCAGUCAUACCCUGAGUUAUGCUAAUGGCCAUCUGGCAUUAUCAGGCUCCUAGAGAAAUCUUAUAGGUGGUGGGGGUUUGUUAAAGGUACACUCCACUACCCAUAUUAAAAAAAAAAAAAAAUUAAAAAAAUGAAUAAGCACUAUUUAGUAGACAUACUUCAGUAGAAAUGUACAUGCAUUUUAUUAGGCUUUUCAAAAAAAACAAAACUAUUGUACUGGGUAUAUUUAAAAAUUAGCAUACAAAAGCUUUAGGUCUCUUGUAUGAACUCUUUGCUAGCCCUUCCCUUCUAACCCAGCCCUGCACCUCUGUGAGAAGUCUUUGCAAGGCGCUCUGGACACACUCUACAUGUUAAAAGCACUUCAGUAAGCUAAAGUGCUUUAGAGGUCUGGAAUGACCCUUUAAAGCAUGAAGAUUGCAAAUGUGUCUAUAAAUUCUACUGCAUGCAGUUCAGGUCACCUCCCAGGCUUCUUACUGCAGUGUGCAGUGAUUGUUGUCCGUAACCCAAGGAUCUGCAUGCUUCAAGGUGAGAGAAAAUACAGUGGUGUGCAUCUUUAAAGGAACACUCGACUGCUGAAAUAAGAAAUUAAAAAAACACUGCUUAGGAGAUAUGCCCCAAAUAAAAAUGUUGGUUUAUCUAAAAACUGUUUUCAAACGCUGCAGUUUUCUUGUUUAUAACGUUUGCAGAUCCUCCCGUUCUUCCUCAGCCCAGACUUUCUGUGGCUGUCCAAUCACAGACUUUCUAUUGAGAUGUCUUUGCAAGGCAGAUCCUCUGCAAUUGCUGCCUCUUGAGUUUUGCUCAAUUAAACUAAACAAACCAGGAAGUAACUGGACCCUUUGUCUGCUUGAAAGCCAGGAGGUAUUACAAUGCAAAUUUCUAAAAGUGCCAAUUUCUAUCUAAAGGGACACUAUAGUCACCCAGACCACUUCAGCUCAAGUGGUCUGGGUGCCAGGUCCCCCCAGGUUUUAACCCUUCAGAUGUAAACAUAGCAGUUUCAGAGAAACUGCUAUGUUUACAUUGCAGGGUUAAUCCAGCCUUUAGUGGCUGUAUUCCUGACAGCCGCUAGAGGCGCUUCUGUGAUGCUGGAUGCGAAAAUCGCAUUCAGCGUGCAGAACGUCCAUAGGAAAGCAUUGAGAAAUGCUUUCCUAUGGACUAUUUGAAUGCGCGAGCAUGUGCAUUCCGCUCCACUCGGUAGCUGACAUCAGAGUGGGAGGAGAGGUCACCAGCGCCUAGGGAGCCUGGCAUUGGAUUAAAGUAAGUAACUGAAGGGGAGGCCCUGAGGGUGGGGGGGACCUAAGGGUUGUAUAGUGUCAGGAAAACGAGUUUGUUUUCCUGACACUAUAGUGAUCCUUUAAAUCUGCACUUUUUGUAAAAUGAAAAGAGGACACAUUCUUCACACACAAUCAUUUUAGCAAGCUAAAGUGCUUUAGGGGUCCGGAGUAAUUGCUAACAUAAUUAUGUUAUAUAUGUCAUUUUAGACAGAAGUCUAAUAUAAUUUAUUUAAAAAUCAGACCGAUUCAAUGAUGGUAUACAUUGAUGUGGUAUAUACAAUAUAAAGAAAGACUGAUGGUAUGGAAAGCACUACUCAUUAGUUUCACAAUAUUAAAUAUCCAAAUAGAAAUCCAGGUCACCCUAUAAAACCUUAUAUUGAAGAGCUCUAUAUUUUCCAUAAACCUCACUGAGGCAGGUGCUUUUUGUUGUUUGUUUUUGAGAGGAUUUCAUGAUGCUUCAUAGAAACCCAAACAGUGACUAAACCUUUCAGAAUCUGAGAGGAAUUUAGAGGGGACUAUUUUUCAGGCAGCAAGCAAGUGCCCCCUAUAAAUUGGGUUAUGUAGCAUCACUGCCACAAGUAAUGUAAUGAAUGGAUCACAUGGCCACAUUUAAAAUUAAAACCAUAAAUAUUAAGUAUAUAAUGUUUAUUACAAAAGUAAUGUUUUGAAUUUAUGUUCUAGGGUCACACAGAUGUUUUAGUUGGAGUUAAAGCUGAAAUGGGAACUCCGAAGCUGGAAAGUCCAAACGAAGGAUACCUUGAGUUCUUUGCUGACUGGUUAGUGGAUUUUAGUCAGUCUUAUUCAAAACUCCAUUGCAGCAGGGUAGAGUAGGAAAAUUAUUAGCAUUUUGCGAACAGCUGAGUGGGUUUCCCAAGCCAAACUUUUGGCUGCAACAGCCAAAUUUGUACAAUCAAAUGCCAUUCAGCUGCCUUUCAGCAUUUAAUGAAUCCUUAGUGAGUAUUUACAAAUUUCAGAUGCAUAGCCAUGCUCUCUGUUAUGACAAAAGGUGUGUGUGUGUGUGUUCGUGUUCGUUUGUUGUUCGUUCCCUCUCAGGUCUAGUUUUAGCUCACUUGUGCCAUCACAGUACCCAAGCUAUUUGCAAACCAGACCAUAAGGCAGAUAAAGUACUAGUAAGUUCCCUCUGCACAACAGAUAUAGCAAACUCCAGGUGAUUGUUUUAUCAUUGGGUGUCUUCAGUAAGCUGUGGCUGAUGCUGCCCUAGGGCAUCUGGAUUACCCCUUUUAUCUAGAGGAGACCCAGGUCAUUUUCAAAACCGUACAUGAGAGAAUACGAUCAGCUGCCAAGUCAUUCAUUGGAAUGGUUUAUUCCAAAGGUUUAACUUUAAAACUGUAAUUCACUUCUUGACAUUUGUCUUCUAGUUUUCGAAAUGUUACUGAAAUCCUAGACAUAUGAGGAAUUCUCACAAUCCGGACUAAUAAGUGAAUAUAUAUAUAUAUUACAGAAUCCAGCGCACUCGUUUAUUCACUAAACAAUGAUUUCAAAUCUUAGAGAUUGUAAUAGUUUUAUUUAAAAACACCUCACCUAGGCAUAAAAUGAUGGGUUUUUAGUUACAUUAUAAGAUCAUACAUUGCAUAAGCCUGCCAACUACGUCAAAGUACCCCAUAUUCGGCAGGUCCUAUCCUAGUAGAAGCCUAAUGCUUGCUCUUAUGAGAGUAAUCCACUUACUUGGGAAAUACUUCCUUACUGGGACUCCCUCCCUGUUACAGGUACCUCAUUCUAGGACCCUAUUUAGCCUUGACUUGCAGAGAGUCCUGCCAUUUGAUCUUGAGAAAGGUCCCAGAGAGGACCGAAAUGUUGAUCUGUUGAUUUGUUCUAUGGAAUAAAGGAAACUUUAUAUGGAAGACCGUGAGUGCAGCCCAUAUGUUCAUUUGUAUAUAUGUGUGUGUGUUUUAUGAAAUACCUUGUUGGAAGUGCACUCACAGGACUCUAUACUGUUGCCAAAAAUGUGCCAUUUAUUCAAGCUUCAAAAGUUGAUUACAGAGUGUCGACGUUUCAGUCCACUAGGGACUUUUUUCCCUAGUGGACUGAAACGUCGACACUAUGUAAUCAACUUUUGAAGCUUGAAUAAAUGGCACAUUUUUGGCAACAGUAUAGAGUCCUGUGAGUGCACUUCCAACAAGGUAUUUCAUAUUUUGAGGUCAGAGCUCCUAGGCAAUAAACAAGACUGGGAGCAGGAGUGCAGGACCCAGCGUGAAAUAUAUAUAUAUAUAUAUUAUACACACACACACACGAAAUUCUUAUCUUGCAAUACCUUUUUUAUUGAACUAACAGAAUUUUUUAAUGACAAGCUUUCGGGAGAACCUCCCUUUCUCAAGUCUUCAAGGUAUUACAAGAUAAGAAUUUUAUCUGUUUUUUUACAUAUACAUCACUGGAAUAAUACGGCUACAAUCUCUACUUGAAUAUGAAAAAAAAAAAUAUAUAUAUAUAAUAAUUAUGGUGUUAAGGAUACAUAUGAACGUUCAAUAGAAAGCUCUAUCUGUAAAUGUUUUUAUUUAUAUAUGUGUGUGUUUAUUUAUUUUUGGGAGCUUGGGAGUCUGAGGGUUUUACAGUAUCUUGGCUGUUCCUAGAACUGCACUCUUCUGGGAAGCAAUCUCAGAUGUUUUCUACAUCUCUUAUUUGACCUUCUGGUACUUUAACUCUUUCUGUCCUGAUCACUUUCCCUAUUUUUGCGAUCAUCUGCCGAUGCCUAUCCAGUCCAAACGAUAUUCCGAUGUCCAUGUUAGGCUUUCUCAUACAGCUUGAUGUCGUCCAUGUAGAGUAGGUGGCUGGUGCUAGCUCCACUCUUGAACCUGUAUAUUUAGCCACUGUUCAUGAUCUGGCUAGGGGGGUGGAGACCUAUGUAGAACAUCACCUUGGUAUAUGCCACAUUUGUUGUUCACUUGUGUUAUUGUCCUGGAAUUGGCUUCUAGAUUGGUUUUCCACUUGCAUUCUUGAUGAAGGCUCUUGGUGUCUUGCUGGCCUUAUAUAUGGCCUAGCAUCCCAGUAUCCAUGUGUGUGGCAUUGUCAUAGGCUUUCUUGUAGUCAAUUCAGGCAGUGCACUAAUUGGUCUUAUUGGUAUUAGAAUCCAGUGUGACUGCUUAGUCUACCAGUCGUUAGUUUGAUCCUUUGGUGCUUUUUUAAAAACCCUUUUGAGUUUUGCUGAUGUACUAACUCAUAUGCCCCAUCGAUCUUGGAGGCUAUGAUGCCUGACCAGACCUUCCAUGUUCUGGGGAGGCAAGUGAUUGGUCGGUAGUUAGAUGGCUAACAAGGCAGUUAAAUACUGGCCUUUCAUGAUCAGUAUUAUUCUGCCUUGUGUUAGCCAGUCAUUGUGGGAGCCUGUUAGUAGCUGGUUGGUUUGUUUGCUGCUAGAUGUUCAUGCAACACUGUUAGUUUAUUUUUCUAGUAGGUGUGGAUCAUGUCAGGUCCUGGGGCUGACCAACUUUUCAUAUGGGCUACUUCUUGUUGGAUAUCUCCUACUGUCAUAGUGGCUGUUUUUUUUGUUAUGGGAGCAUGUACUGGUCUGCUUUCGGUUCUAGUAGCCUCUGGGCCUUGGUAUUAUGUGAUGCUUCGUUCUUCCAGUACUGCUCUUUGUUGGUCUUUGAUGGAUAUGUUGUGGCUAACCUGCAGCGGUGUAUAAACCUUGGAUGGUUCUUUGGUUAAUAGGACUCUUUGCCUCUGCUUCUCUGGUGUGUCUGUUUAGCAUCAUUGCCAGUACUGUCAGCCUUUCCUUAGCUGUUUGCAUCUGGUACGGACAUACCUCAGUAACCAGUACCUAUCCUUGAUCUUUUCACCUCUGUGAAGUUGAUUGAGCUUAAUAACUUCCUUACAUGUUGCCUUUAUCUUGGCUUCAUUCUCUAAGGAGGGCAUUAUUUCUCCUUCAGCCUGAUCUUGUAGACAGGCAGUUGGAGAACCUCUAAUGCAGUGGCCUAAAUGAACAUGUAUAUAUAAUCUAUCUGUCUCUGUGAUGGUGUUGAUUAGGAUUGUGGAUAGUGCCUCAUUAACCGUUGCUAGCAUCCUGUCUGGUGGCAGUUUUUCAGUGAUCUUGUCCGGUGGUCAAGGACUGUUUUGUGGUGAUCAUCUUCCUUAUAUCUGUUAAGCCAUCUUGGGGCAGAGCUUCAGGCCUCUGUAAGUAUAGGUGUGGGUAAUAGUAAUUUCUUCCUCAUCAAAAGAUAAAAAAAGGUGCACUAUACCUUUAAAUUUUAAAGUGCUACAAAGUGAAAGUGUCAGUGCACUGUGCAUUCAAGUAUUUCCAGUAUAAUAAUAUUGAAACAGUGUGCAAAGUUGUCAUAGUGUUUUGUGCUAAAAUACUUUAAAACACUUACUAGAGAAAUAGAGGUAUCACACUUUCUUUCAAAGAUGUAUGAGGACAUGAAAAACAAAACAUAAACAUCGCAUAAUACUGUAUAACAAGGAACUAAAAAAUGGAAUCAAACUCACAAGAAGAGAGCAGUAAGAAGUCUGCUCUCACUUUUCUGGCUUGUGUCCACAAUGGGACUAAAUGUAGGCAAGGAUCGGAGUAUAGCCGCUUGAAUGAAGAAAAUGCUUUAUUCCAACAGAGUUAAAAAGUUCACAAUACAUGUCAGCAUACGCUCCCCGUUAUCUAGGGAUCGACUGAUAUUGAUUUUUUUUAGAGCCGAUACUGAUAAUCUUUGAACUUUCAGGCCGAUAGCCAAUAACUUGCCGAUAUUCUGUACAUUUACCAUUUUGAAAAUAUAAACUAAUUCUAAAGGUAAAUGCACAAAAUAUACAUGCCACAUGUAGUGGAUGCAGUGUGUUUAGACAGGGGAGCUGUGUGUGUUUGUGUAGUGGAUGCAGUGUACAGGGAGUGCAGAAUUAUUAGGCAAGUUGUAUUUUUGAGGAUUAAUUUUAUUAUUGAACAACAACCAUGUUCUCAAUGAACCCAAAAAACUCAUUAAUAUCAAAGCUGAAUAUUUUUGGAAGUAGUUUUUAGUUUGUUUUUAGUUAUAGCUAUGUUAGGGGGAUAUCUGUGUGUGCAGGUGACUAUUACUGUGCAUAAUUAUUAGGCAACUUAACAAAAAACAAAUAUAUACCCAUUUCAAUUAUUUAUUAUUACCAGUGAAACCAAUAUAACAUCUCAACAUUCACAAAUAUACAUUUCUGACAUUCAAAAACAAAACAAAAACAAAUCAGUGACCAAUAUAGCCACCUUUCUUUGCAAGGACACUCAAAAGCCUGCCAUCCAUGGAUUCUGUCAGUGUUUUGAUCUGUUCACCAUCAACAUUGUGUGCAGCAGCAACCACAGCCUCCCAGACACUGUUCAGAGAGGUGUACUGUUUUCCCUCCUUGUAAAUCUCACAUUUGAUGAUGGACCACAGGUUCUCAAUGGGGUUCAGAUCAGGUGAACAAGGAGGCCAUGUCAUUAGAUUUUCUUCUUUUAUACCCUUUCUUGCCAGCCACGCUGUGGAGUACUUGGACGCGUGUGAUGGAGCAUUGUCCUGCAUGAAAAUCAUGUUUUUCUUGAAGGAUGCAGACUUCUUCCUGUACCACUGCUUGAAGAAGGUGUCUUCCAGGAACUGGCAGUAGGACUGGGAGUUGAGCUUGACUCCAUCCUCAACCCGAAAAGGCCCCACAAGCUCAUCUUUGAUGAUACCAGCCCAAACCAGUACUCCACCUCCACCUUGCUGGCGUCUGAGUCGGACUGGAGCUCUCUGCCCUUUACCAAUCCAGCCACGGGCCCAUCCAUCUGGCCCAUCAAGACUCACUCUCAUUUCAUCAGUCCAUAAAACCUUAGAAAAAUCAGUCUUGAGAUAUUUCUUGGCCCAGUCUUGACGUUUCAGCUUGUGUGUCUUGUUCAGUGGUGGUCGUCUUUCAGCCUUUCUUACCUUGGCCAUGUCUCUGAGUAUUGCACACCUUGUGCUUUUGGGCACUCCAGUGAUGUUGCAGCUCUGAAAUAUGGCCAAACUGGUGGCAAGUGGCAUCGUGGCAGCUGCACGCUUGACUUUUCUCAGUUCAUGGGCAGUUAUUUUGCGCCUUGGUUUUUCCACACGCUUCUUGCGACCCUGUUGACUAUUUUGAAUGAAACGCUUGAUUGUUCGAUGAUCACGCUUCAGAAGCUUUGCAAUUUUAAGAGUCCUGCAUCCCUCUGCAAGAUAUCUCACUAUUUUUGACUUUUCUGAGCCUGUCAAGUCCUUCUUUUGACCCAUUUUGCCAAAGGAAAGGAAGUUGCCUAAUAAUUAUGCACACCUGAUAUAGGGUGUUGAUGUCAUUAGACCACACCCCUUCUCAUUACAGAGAUGCACAUCACCUAAUAUGCUUAAUUGGUAGUAGGCUUUCGAGCCUAUACAGCUUGGAGUAAGACAACAUGCAUAAAGAGGAUGAUGUGGUCAAAAUACUCAUUUGCCUAAUAAUUCUGCACUCCCUGUAUAUUUGUGUAGUGUGUGUAUAUAAUGAAUGCAGAGUGUGUUUGUGCAGUGUGUGUGUGUGUAUAUAAUGAAUGCAGAGUGUGUUUGUGUAGUGUGUAUACAUAGUGAAUGCAGUGAGUGUUUGUGUAGCGUAUACAUAGUGAAUGCAGUGAGUGUGUAGCGUAUACAUAGUGAAUGCAGAGUGUGUGUUUGUGUAGUGUGUAUAUAGUGAAUGCAGUGAGUGUUUAGUGUUUGUGUAUAGUGAAUGCAGUGAGUAUUUGUGUAGUGUGUAUAAUGAAUGCAGAGUGUGUGUGUGUGUGUGUGUAUAGUGAAUGCAGUGAGUAUUUGAGUAGUGUUUGUGCAAAGUGAAUGCAUUGUGUGUGUAUAUAAUGCAGUGUGUGUGUGUGUGUAGAUGUAAGUUGUGUAAAAUGGGGGGCAUUUUUUUUUAAUUUAAAUGUUAAAAAAAAAAAAAAAUUUAGUAUAUAGUAUUCCCUGGUGGUCCGGUGGCUUGUUAAGUACUGUGGGGGGCCCAGCAGCAAGCUCUUACUUACCUCCCAGUAGCUCCCUCUGUAAAUCUGCGUGCCGUGCGGCGCAUUGCCAUGGUAACCCGUGGCAACGCUCUGCGGCCGCGGGCCUCGCAAAAUUUACACAGAGAGCUGGAGGAGCUGCUGGGAGGUAAGAGCUUGCUGCUGGGCCCCCCCAGGACUGCCAGGCUUGUAAUGGGCCCGGCGGUCCUGGUAUGUAUUAUCGGCAAUAUCAGUAUCUCUAUUGGCCGAUACCGAUAUUGCAGAAAAUACAGAAUAUCUGCCGAUAAUAUCUGUAAAACUGGUAAUCGGUCGAUCCCUACUGUUAUGCACGGAAGUUCAGAUCAUGUAUGAUGCUUUGUGUAGUCCAUCUAAUUCCAGUUGUAACACUAGCUUCCUCUUGACAAUGUAUAAACAUUGAGUAAUUAGCUGUUUUGGUGUUCGUGUAGAUGAAGGACUCUUUAUCAUCCACGGUUUCCACAUACAUUCUCAUUCAGUCUGCAGUCAAGCAAGUUCUCACUUUUUGUAUUCAGGAAUUAUUUGUUUCAGUAUCCCACUUGUCGUUUGAUUGCCCUGUUUUCCUAGCAUCUGACUUGUUAAUCUGGGCGACAUCUGAGCCGGCAUUUACAAAACAGCAUGUCUUGUGGGAUAUCACCAGUAUGCAGUGGUUAGUACGUACAAAAAAAAUAGUGCAAGGAAGGACAACUGCUGAACUGGUGUCAGGGUCAUAGGCGCCCAAGGGUCAUUGAUGCAUCUAGGGAGUGAAGGCUAGCCAGCCUGGUACAAUCUCACAGAAGAGGGACUACAUGGCCGAAGAACUGUCAGUGCCCAUAAUGCACCGUAUCCACUGCCGAAAGCUCAUUCAAUGGGGACAUGAGCAUCAGAACUGGACCAUUCAGCAAUAGAAGAAGGUUGUCUGAUAAAUCACAUGUUCUUUUAGUUCAGAUGGAUGGCCUGGUGCGUAUAUGUCAUUUAUUUUGGGAAGAGAUUGCAGCAGCUUGUACUGUGGGAAGAAGGCAGUCCCGCAGAAGCAGUGUUAUGCUCUGGGAAACCCUGGGUCCUGGCAUUCAUGUGAAUAUUACUUUGACACAUACCACCUACCUAGGGAUUAUUGCAGACCAUGGUUGCCAGUGGGCUUUUUCAGUAAGAUAAUGUACCCUGGCAAAUUUUAAAUUAUUCUGUCUGCAUCCAAUUCUAUAGAGGAUACGUUUUAUGAAGGUUUUUUUUUUUUUUUUUGGAAAGUCAAUGGGUGUCUGUAACAUAAAAUAGAAGCACUGAAAGAUUAUUUUUUUUUGAUAGCAGACUGUUCCUUUUUGAAGUUUGGAUUUCAACCCUCAGUAAAUUUUUCAUGAGGAUAAUAAUAUAAUUACAACUGAAACCUUCUUGUUGCUCAAAUAUUCUGAACCAAGCCACUCUUAAUUAAAUCAUUCCACUUUUUGAUAAAAAAAAUUACUUUUUAUCAAUUUUUUUUACAUGGCCAUUGUUGUGAUGUAAAAUGCAUUGCAAUAUUCUCUACGAACUACAGUGCAGCUAAAAUGUAAUGUCAAUUUGUACGUUUUAUCAAGGGUAUGGCAAUGAAUACUAAAAAGAAUUUGAGUAGGUAAAAAAAAUGUUUAUUUUUAUUUUUUUUAACCUUUUACUUUAUACCCACCUUUUUAAUGGUGAGCACCAUAUCUCUAGAAAUGUUGCUUGUGUACCGAUCACACUGCUCCUUUCAAAUUCAAUAAAUAAGCAUCCAUCAAAAGACACACACCUGAAUGCGAGUUCUUAAUUCAAUAUUGAUGUGUAGACAUGUCAUAGAAUGGAUUGGAGCCAGUGAUAAUACAGCAUAUUUCUGUCAAGUGACACUGCUUUGUUCACUGUCUUAAAGCUUUUUGUUCUACUGCUCAGUGAUUAUUUUAAACUGGCAGUGUGCAAGCUGUUGUACUCCCGUUCAGUAAAUUUGUAUAGUGAGCCUUUGGUUUUCAUGUAUAGGUGUUCUGAAGGGCUGUGAUCUCCCCUUUAUUUUAUUUUUUUUAUUCCUUGCCUAUAUUUUUAUGUUUUUGAUUGUCUAAAACGUUUUGAAUUAAUAAAUAAUAAUUAGCCAUUGACCUACGGCUGAUGUUCCUCUGACAUCAGAUAUUCGUGCUUGCCUACACAACUGCUUCCUCCAAUGCUUGCUUUGUGUUCAUAAUUUGUUUUGUUUGCCGCUUUGUUUUCCCAUGCUUAAUAGCAGCAUACAAGUGUAAUUUAAUUUUAAUUAUGGGUGUGCUGUUAUGAGUUGAAUAGCUUAGCACAGCAUUACCAAGAUAGAAGACUGAGUGUAAUAUGACUGUGUUACAAAUGUGUUUAAGUCAGAAAUUGCUUGUUCUAUUUAGAUUAUUUUGACCUGCCUUUACAAAAUGUAUUCCUACAUUGUCUGUGCAAGAAAAUCUAUACAUGGGUGUAUUCGCUAAAACUCAUAUAUAGAACUUAGUCCCUUAACUUGUUGAGCAGUAAGUUUACUAUUAGAAAACUCUGCUGUGUGACUGCUCAAAAUAAUUGGACUUUCCAUUAAAGGCACACUUCACUGCCCAAAUACAAAAUAUCGCUGUUUAGUAGAUAAACCCCAAAUGAAAACUUGCAUGCAUUUAUUUAUACUUUUUUUUUUUUUUUUUUUCAUUGGAGUUAUAUCUAAAAAGAGCUUGCAAAAACUGCAGAUCUAUUGUCUCUUGCCUUUGCAAUCUCUCCCCCUCUAACUUGAUGUGACGGUAGUAUCACAGACUUUCCAAUGCAGCUCAAUGAGAAGUCUUUGCAAGCUAAGUACUCUGUGCAAUGGUUUAGUGAAAUAAGCUAACCAAACCAGAACGUAACAGGACCUGUUGUCUGCUUUAAAGGCCAGAGGGGUGUAACCAGGUUAAUUUAGAAUUGUCAAUUUCUCCUGAAAUUUUCAUUAUAUAAAAAAAAAUUUAAAAAUGACACAUUCUUCACGCAUAAGGUGUUUCAGCAAGAUGAUGUGCUUUAGUGGUCUGGAGUGUGCUUUUAACCCCACCACCUGCUCCCUAGAUCCAAUUCCCUCGCAUCUCAUCCGUACUCUGUCUUCUUCUCUUUCUCAAUCUCUCUCUCUCCUCUGGUAUAUUUCCAUUGCCCUUCAAACGUGCAACAGUAACCCCAAUUCUAAAGAAGCCCAAUCUUGACCCUAACUCCCCAUCCAACUAUCGUCCUAUCUCACUACUGCCUUUUGCAUCCAAGAUCCUUGAAAAAAUUGUGUAUGCGAGAUUGAAAGUCUUCCUCGAGUCCAACUCUCUGCUAGACCCGCUUCAGUCUGGUUUCCGCGCUAAGCUCUGCUCCCAACUCCUCUCUGUUGGUGUCCCCCAAGGUUCAGUCCUUGGUCCCCUACUGUUUUCCAUCUAUACUGCCUCCCUUGGUAAACUCAUUAGCUCCUUUGGCUUCCAAUAUCAUUUCUAUGCAGAUGACACGCAAAUCUACCUGUCCUCUCCUGAUCUCUCUCCGCCCAUCUUGACUAGUGUCUCUGACUGCCUCUCUGCUGUUUCUAACUGGAUGGCUGCCCACUUCCUUAAACUUGACCAAAACUGAAAUUCUGGUCUUUCCUCCCUCAAGUGUUGUUACUCCUGUGUCUGUCUCCCUCCAAGUCAACGUUGCUACCAUCAGCUCCACCACGCAGGCUCGCUGCCUAGGUGUUCUCUUUGAUUCCGACCUCUCCUUCAAGCCUCAUGUUCAAUCUAUCGCCAAAUCCUGUCAUUUCCAUCUCAAAAACAUUGCGCGCAUCCGCCCCUAAUUAACGCUAGAUGUGACUAAGGUGUUGGUCCAUUCCACUGUCCUUUCUCGCCUUGACUACUGUAAUCCGCUUCUCAGUGGUCUUACGUGCUCCCAACUAGCGCCGUUACAGUCCAUAAUGAAUGCCGCGACAAGGCUCAUCUUCCUGUCCGCCCGCACCUCCCAUGCCUCACCCUUCUGUCAAUCCCUACAUUGGCUUCCUAUAAAAUAUAGAGCUCAAUUUAAAAUUAUGGUUCUUGCUUUCAAAUCGCUACAUAAUGCUGCUCCCACCUAUCUAUCCUCCCUUAUACACAAGUAUGUCCCGUCUAGGCCCUUACGAUCUGCUGAAGACUUACGUCUAUCUUCUGUCUGUACUCCCACCUCUGAUGCUCGCCUUCAAGAUUUCUCGAGGGCUGCACCGUUCCUGUGAAACUCGCUUCCUUCCGCCGUUAGAUGCUCACCCAGUCUCCACUCCUUCAAAAAAUCGUUAAAAACUCACUUCUUCAUAAAAGCGUAUCAAUUAAACUGUUAAUGGCUCCUGACUGAUUCCUCUUCUGCAACUGUCAUUAGUCUAAUACUAUCCUUACCUUUUUGUGUCAUUUUACGCCACUCCCUCUAGCAUGUAAGCUCAUUGAGCAGGGCCCUCAACCCCUCUGUUCCUGUGUGUCCAACUUGUCUGGUUACAACUUCAUGUCUGUUCGUCCACCCAUUGUAAAGCGCUGCGGAAUUUGAUAUAUAAAUAUCAUAAUAAUAAUAUGAGGUGAUUAAUCUUUACCUAAGGAAUGCUCUAAAACUGGGUGGUCAAAUGUAAAUCUCUAGCUAUUGUAGAACUUCUUUGAUGUAUUGCCAGCUUUAAUGGAGGCAAAGCAUCAUAGGGAAGUGUAAUAAACACCUAGUUAUCUUACUUUGGCCACUCCUGGACUAAACCUCCAUUUUUUUUGUUUUUUAUUUGUUAUAAAGUACUAUGUAUUUUGUGCUGCAUGUAGAUGACAUUGAGCUUGUACACUAAAUUAUUUGGUAUUUAUAGAAUAUUUAACACAGUCCCACCCCAUCUUUGGCAGGUACGUGGGUUAAUCUCAUAAGAGCAGACAUUAGGCUGUUGGUGUAGGACCUGCAAAAGAUGGGGUACAUUGACGUUGUGGCAGGCUUAUGCAAUGUAUGAUCAUAUAAUGUAACUAAACCCCCAUUAUUUUUGCCAACAUUAGGUGUUUUUUAAAAAAAAAAAAUCUUUCAACAUUGAAGUUGCUGUUUAGUGGAUAGGUGAGUGCUCUGGAUCUUGUGUAUUGUAUUAUUUGGCCCCCAGCAGCACCCCCAUUUAUGCAUGUUCAGGUGAGUGCAGCCAACCCCCUCUUGUUCCACACUUUAGUAUACCUACAUUAUACUAUAAUUCUGUGGAUUGCUGUUUUAGCAUACUAAAAAUAAAUUUUAUUGGAAAUCUACCAUAACUGUUUGUUUUUUGUUUUGAUAGUCAAUAAUGCUUAAACCAAAUAUCGCAAAAACUAAUACAAAGGGGAACAUUUAAAGCUAUGGUCCGGUUUUUAAAGUUAAUUUUAUAUUCUUGUAGUAAAUGUUGAAAGGAACACUAUAGGGUUAGGAGCACAAAGAUGUAUUGCUGACCCUAUAGUGUUAUAAACACUAUCUAGCUCCCUGGCCCUCCUUGCCACCCCACAUAGUAAAAAUCUUACCUUUACUCCAGUCUGCUGCUGCUGGCACUGCCCCGAUCUGCCUGCUUGGCUGACCUCAGAAGUGUUAUUCAUAGCAAAUCACAAUGCUUACCCACAGGAUAGCAUUGGAGUGGCUGCUACUGUCACUGUCAAGGAGGCAGAUCAGGGGCCAUCUCUAGUAGCCAUCUAAUGAGUGACCAGUGGAGGUCUGCAUAGGCUGUAAUGUAAACACUGCAUUUUCUCUGAAAAGACAGUGUUUACUGCAAAAAGCCUAAAGGGAAUAAUUAUACUCCCGAGAACAAAUACAAUAAUCCGUAGUGGUUCUGAUGACUAUAGUGUCCUGUUAAGCAACAAAUCCACCUUUAGACCACUUACUGAAAUGACUCUUUCUACAUCAAACAGUUCCUGGAAUUCUUUCUAUUAGAAAUUCUGUGUUUACAUAUUCUUCAUUACUGUUUCUAAGUUUGUGUCCAACUUUUUUUUUUUUCUUUUUCAAUUAUUUCCAUGAAUUCAUAUAUUCAUAUUUGUAUUUUUAUUUUAGUUCCGCAAAUGCCACUCCAGAGUUUGAAGGACGUGGAGGAGAAGAGCUUGGCACAGAGAUAGCCCAUGUGCUGUAUAAAAUAUUUGACAACAAAAGUAGCCUGGACCGCAAGUCUCUCUGUAUCCAGCCUAGGGAGCAUUGCUGGGUUCUUUAUGUUGAUGUCUUGGUAAGUAAACUAAUUCUUGCAGAAGGAUAAUUAGUGUCAGAAUUAAAGUAGAUAUGACUUCUCACAUGGAUUUGGAGGAUGGAGGGCGAUUAUUACUAUCACAUGAUAUUUAAUUCCUGAAUUGAGAGAGAGAGAGAGAGUGUGUGUGCGUGUGUGUGUCUGUCUCUUGAGAAAAGUCCCAUAGAGGUCUGAAACGUCAACACAUUUUCUAGUGUAUAAUUGCACACUAAAACUUCAAGAUUUAUUUACAAAGUCCUGUGAGUGCACCUUCCUUGAUACUUUAUAUAUUGGCAUAAGUGAUUUGUACCCAGGCAAGGACAAGACUUGGACUUUUUUCAAGACCAAGUUGGACUGAAACAUUUACUGUACCUUUGUACAAAUAAAGGAUAUAUAAAGGAUAUAUUGUCCCUAUAGUGUUAAAAACACCAUUUAGCCCCCCUAAAUAUAGACAAAUCUUACAUUUAUUCCAGUCUGCUGCUGUUGGCUCUGCCCCUGAGCUGCCUUCUUGGCUGACAUCAGAAGUGGUGUUCAAAGACAAUCACAACGCUUUCUCACAGAAAAGCAUUGGAUCGGUUGAGCUUGUCAAUGAGGCAGAUCAGGAGUAGAGCCAGCACCAGCCAAACACAGCCCUGGCCAAUCAGCAUCUCCUCAUAGAGCUGCAUUGAAUCAUUGCAUCUCAAUAAGGAAAGUUCAGUGUCUCCAUGCAUAGGGUGUAGACACUGAAUAGCAGUGCUGCAUAUUGAACAGCACUGUUCCAGGAAGCGCCUCUAGUAGCCAUCUGAUGAGUGGCCAGUGGAGGUAUCCCUAGGCUGUAAGCUAAACACUGCAUUUUCUCUUAACAAAAAACAUUGUUUACUGGAAAAAGCCUGAAGUGAAUGAUUAUAUUCACCAGAACAAAUCGAAUAAGCUGUAGUUGUUUUGGUGAUUGUGUCCCUUUUUAAACCGUUGCUAAGGAGUAAAUAUUACAUUGCAAUUAGAAUGUACAUACACUAAUAUUAUUCCCUACCUUUAGCGAAUUCCUUUAUUCAACAGGGAGAUUCUGUGUCUUCUUCCUCACGUGGAUAGAGGGUUUUAAUAUGGGUAUAACCCUGUUGUUCGCCAACCUUCACACUAUGGGAUGUGGCAAUAGUGAAAUAUGUAAACUGGUCAUUCUAUAGCACUGAGACUAAUGUUCCUUUGAAGACAGUACUAUGGACCUGCAUAACUAUAUGUUGACCCCUUCAUCCAAAUAAGAAUGAUUUGCAUAGGCGAAUACAAUAUAUCAAAUAUACAAUGUAAAAAGUUGUGCAAGCCUACGCAGAUAUCCCCUUCAUCCAACACACAUUGAUAGAAGCUGCUGGAGAGGUAGGCCCACCCCUCAGCAUUAGUUUUUUUUUUUUUUUAUUUAUUUUAACUGUAUAUCUUGUUCAGCCAGUGGACAUUUAUUAAUUGUACAGCGCUACGGAAUCUGAUGAUGCUAUAUAAAUAAUAAAAUAAUAAUAAUACAUUCAGCCAGUGGGCAUUUCUUAUUGCUGGUCAUUUGUGUUUUUAAAAUGAUUUAAGACUUGCAAUUUUAUAACCUGCCUCCAAACUGCUCCUACAUUUGUCAGAUAGCUACGUAAAUAACCAUUUAAGUGUUAUAUCUCCAUGAAGAUGAACUUUCUAUCCACACCAGGGGAGAGGAGUUUCAGGCCAUUGUUUUCUUGCUCUGUCUCACUGAUGUGCAUUGCUGAUUAGAUCUAGCAGUGAUCCAGCUUUUGUGAAUUAUUUAAGAUUCUAGGUCCGAGCUGACAAACCCUGACACCCUAGAUGUUUGUGAGCUACAUUUCUCAUGACACUCAGCCAUGCUGUGGGCAAAUAUGAGACCGCUAAUUCACAUCUCACAUGAUCUGUGUUCCAAGGUUAACCAUCUCAAAAUAAAUAUAUAUAUAUAUAUAUAUAUAUAUAUAUAUAUAUUUAUUUUGAGAUGGUUAACCUUGGAACACAGAUCAUGUGAGAUAUAUAUAUAUAUAUAUGUGUGUGUUCGGGGCAUUCUCAUAUGAUAUAGAAUAAGAUGGGUUGUAGAGAUGUAGCUUUAGGAAUAAUCGGUUGAGGUGUGCCGAAACCGACGUAUGCUGUAGGCCGGUAAAAAGUGGGCAAAAAGAGACAUAUUAAUGCAAAACAUUAUACAGGAUCAUAGUGCAUCUGUUAACCAUCAGGUAGACAUUUUAAUGAAAGCUUCCUAAUUCCUGAAUCGGCUGUGGUAUGUAAGUCUCAUAAGCCUUUGAUUCCCAGCUGCCCAGUGUCUUAACGUGUGCGGGGAUGUCUUGGCUAUAGGCAGUGGAGGCUGCUCCUAUCUUAAAGGAGUGCCCUGAGUAGUCGCUAGGGUUUAGUUUGAGCCCGGUGAAUGAGUAGGUGGACAUAGUGCAUGAACUUACCUGUGGUAAGGACAGUAUCGUACAGCGACAGUAAUGGUGCAGUAGUGCAUAUGGUGGCGUGCCCAAGAACAUAACCAGUAACUUAACCGGGAACCCAGCAUUGCUUGUAAGGUAGUAGGUUAUAUGCACUGGCUCGCCCAUCUGACUCAUCUUAGUUUUAGGAAGGGACCGGACAUAGUGGUCUGUGUGUUUUUGAAGAUAAGAGGUCAACAGGCACUCUUGUUUAUGAUGUUGGCCGCUGAUAGUGAGUUAUUUUUUGGGGCCUGAGAAAGCCGUUAAAGGCUAGAUAGGUAGCAGUUUUGAUAACUGCAUUGGUGCGUGACUCGGAAGGUGCAUGGUCGAGUGGUUCUGACAUGGUUUGAACAUUGUAUGUCUAUGGCCAGUAUUUAGUUUUAGCGGGAACGUCCGCUUGGCUAUGUCUCUAAGUAAUGUAUGGAUGGGGUAGGAGGAUAGGAACCCUUGUUGUUUGGGAAGGAGAAAUAAGUAUAGUGUUGAAUGCCCGUGAGAUAAGUUUAACCGUGUUGUGUGAGAAUUUGUAACUUAAGGUGGCAAAAAGAGGUGAAGGCCAUAAGUGGUGAAACCUCAAACCAGCUAUCUAAGUGAUGGUCCGACAUGAAACGUAUUGUAUAAGUGGAAAACCCUGUAGCAAGCGUGUUGAGUGCUGGUGGACAAGGCCAGUUUAGUCAGAGCCCGGCUAUGUUGGCGAGGUUCAUGUAAUCCAUGACCCCCCUGCAAUGGCGGCUGUCACGCCAGCUGCCACAAUAGUUUACCAUUAUGUGUGGUUAAGAAAGUCCACCAUAUGUGUAGGUCUGCCGUGGCUUGGUUGUCUAGGGACAGCCCCUGAUCAUCAUGCGGGAGUGUGGAAAAAGCAAAGUGGUCUUAGAUGAAAGAGUGGCCUGCGGUAUGAUGCGCAUGGCAAAAUUUAAGAAACCUGGUAGGGAUUGUAGUUCCAUGCGGUUGCAAGUACCAAGCAGGAGGUGGUAAUUGGUAUUGUUGCGACUGUUCCUAUUUCUCACUUGGUAACUUGUUGGCAUGAAUGCAGAGUCAAGUUGUAUGCCCAGGAAUGUAACGAUAGUGUCUGGGUCUUCUGUGACCUUAGGGAAUACUGGGACACCCAAGUGUUCAGACAUACUAAUGCCUUUCUUGAAGCUUCUAGAGGGAAAGGCGUUCCCUUUGAUCAACAAGAAAUCAUCUCGGGAAUGUAUGACUGUGGGGCAUUUGGAUAUGUUUAACCACAACCAGCAAAGAGUUCAACGAAUAUAUUGAAGAUUGUGGGCUGCUCUUGACCCAAAAGUUAAGCGGGAGGAGAAAUAUAUAACUGCUGUCCAUAAAUGCCCUGUAAGUGCCAGUGUAGGGUGGAUGGUGGCAAUCUGAAAUGCGUUUGUGAUAUCAAUUUUACUUAACCAGGCUUCACCCCCUCUUGAGUGAUAGCUGUAAUAGUAUGAACAAUGGUGGCAUACUGUAAUGAAAACUCCUCGGAGGGUAUGAGGGAGUUGAGACUUGGGGUAGCCGAGGCGUGAGGUGCAGAUAAGUCUGUGAUCAGUUACAGUGUGAGGGAAGAUUCCCUGUGACAAUCCCAAUGGGAUUGCGCCACGCUGUAAAUGGUGUAGAUCGGAGAGGCACAGGUAGAAAUCUUUCUGCCUUUUCUUGAGCCAUGAGUGUAAUGCCAGCUGUUGUAUGCUGCUGUGAUGACUGCAAGUUAGGGCAUUCUAGAUUCCCCCAAAAGUAUAUGGCAAUACUUGUACAGAAGGCCUUUAAAAUUUGGAGAUUAGGAAAUCAACUAAAUGUCUGGAAAGGUGAUGAGUUAGAAAGUACUGGAAAUGCAUAAUGUUUACAGACGUGAAGUAAGGUUCAGGGUACAUUUAUUGGUAUACAUGGUUUUUUGCAUGUGCCCGGACAUAUUGAGAACAUAUCUGCAACAGUCUGCAUGCACUGAAACUACAUGUGCCAACAUGGAAAUUGUUGCCAAUCUGCGAUUUGCCAAAGAGCAUGAGACGAUCCAAUUUGUCUCUGGUAGUUCUCUACCAGAGGUGCUAGAGCCCGGAGCCUGAAACGUGAUCGUCCGCUGUUUUGGGACAAAAUUGUCGUGUGGGACUAGCAACAUCUUCUCCAAGUGAAAGGGUGUUGACUCUAGCUGGAGUGUUAGGUAGAGAGAAAUCCUUACCACCUGCUUGAUACAUACUAAAAAACAUGAAGAUAGCCAUUAUUAUAUGAACCCACAGUGUGCUAGUACUGGCUUGCUAGCUAAAGCCGCAUUGGCGAAACAAUUAAUCCUUUGUUUGGUGACAGGUGAGGCUCUAUCUAUGCAAUGGCGCGAGGGGAUUUUUGUGGCCACCAAACGUAGUGGCAGGAUGUUGGCCUCUCGGUGACUGUAACCAGAAAAAAGGAGAAGGGAAUAAUAGGUGAGGCCCUCUCUAUAUACCAUGUGAGGCGGCUAGCUUACGAGUGGACCGAUGGGUGUUUGCCUCCAAGCGUUGAGGCAGGGUGUUGGCCUCGCGGGACCACUAUACAACAGGCAUAGAUGCCAAGAAAGGAGAAUACCUAUUGGAAACCUAUAGUCCCUAAUUGCCAGUACACUAAGGAUAUACCCAGGGGGAAACAGAAAAUGUAUGUAUAUACCACAUGAGCAGGUGUAUGUACCUGGUAGUAUGAAUAGAUACCCUUACUGGUCGUAAGGGUUAUUAAUACCUGUAUCCCGGACGGGUAAAACAAUGUAUGAAAAUUGAAUAUAGACAUUUAAAAGCGUAUACCCAUAUGUGUGUUAUGCAAGUUUAAUAGAGAAAAGUGCUCCGUCCCAAUGUUUAUUGUAUGCUUGUAAUGCCCCUGUUUGAAGGAAAUUAACUUGUCGGGAGUGUUAUAUCAUGUGUGAUAGGGAAUACAACUAUACCCCGAAACAUGAGUGUAGUGAACCAUGACUGGCAGCUGAAUAACCUAAUAUGUGAAAAUACGUAAUUGGAAGGACUUAUAUUUUAAGCGUGUAAACAUACAAAUAUUCCGUAUUAGACUCUGGAAUCCUGCAUAGUGCUUUAAAUAGUAUGUGCAUUCUUGGGUAAAUGUAUGCGUAUUGUCAGUAAACGUAUCUAAAUGCCUAUGUAGGCAGGUAUGCAGGAAUGAUUAUAUCAUAGCAAGCAUGAGUUGUAAGGAAGUAUAUAUAGUAUACCAUUUGACAGAUAGGAGUCAGUAUAAAAGUGAAAAUGCUGUAGUUAGUUUGUUUGCUUAUGAAGUGAAAUAAAGUCUGAGAAGCCUGUAGUAUACCGAUUGACCGGUAGGGGUCAGCAUAUAGGCGAAAAUGCUGUGGUUCGUUGGUUUGUACAUGAAAUGCAAUAAUGUCUGAGAAGCCUGUAGUACACUGAAUGACCGGUAGGGGUCAGUGUGUAGGUGAAAAUGCAGUGGUUUAUUGGUUUGUACAUGAAAUGCAAUAAUGUCUGAGAAGUCUGUAGUACACUGAAUGACGGAUAGGGGGUCAGUGUGUAGGUGAAAAAUGCAGUGGUUCGUUGGUUUGUUCACGAAAUGCAAUAAUGUCUGAGAAGCCUGUAGUACACCGAAUGACCGAUAGGGGUCAGUGUGUAGGUGAAAAAUGCAGUGGUUCGUUGGUUUGUACAUGAAAUGCAAUAAUGUCUGAGAAGUCUGUAGUACACUGAAUGACCGGUAGGGGUCAGUGUGUAGGUUAAAAUGCAGUUGUUUAUUGGUUUGUACAUGAAAUGCGAUUGUCUAAGAAGCCUGUAGUACACCAAAAGACCGGUAGGGGUCAGUGUGUAGGCGAAAAAUUGUAUUUCGUUUGUAGUUUUAACCGAACCGAUUUUAACCAAAACAGAUUUUACAUGAACAGCUAGGUGAGUAUAAGGUAACGAAAUAACCGUGCAAAACCGUAAAGUGAGGACCCGUGCUGUGCUGAACGCUGUGGGAACUAAUCCAGGUGGGUCAACUUACGGUUUGAGAGUCCCUGAGACACCAAAUGCGAUGCUGACCGGAGAGAAAGCCACUGGAUUAACGGAAAGCCCUGCUGCAGGAUUCCUGGACACAGCUUGGAGUAGGAGACUUCAUUGAGCAAAGGUGAAACGAAAAUGGCGUCUUGUAUGACCUGGAAGUGGAUCUCAUGCAAAUGCUGACCUCAAACAGUCUAUUCGUCUGACCAACUUCAGGCCAUGCCUUCCAAUAUAUAUAUGUAUAUUAUAUUCUUUUGGACAUAUGGUGACAGUACGUUUGGGUUGUGCUUCAUAAUUGGGACAAGCAUCUGCAAGAUAGGUAAUUAAGAAAUGUCCCUCUCCUUUACACUUUUAAAGGGCUUCCCCCCCGGCAAACCCACCUCAGUUCUUCCUUGUCCCAGCACGGGACGGAUCAAGCGUCUGUUUAAGGUGAGGCACAUAGGUUGCUGUCUGGGGAGGAAGCACAAUAGCCACCCGGGUGGUAGGCUGAGCAGGAUGGCUCCAUCCAUGGAGGUUCCGGAGCCCUUUCUGUUUGACUCUGCGCCGAGUAUGUUCCGGCUUGGGGAGUAUUGACAGUAUUGACAGGCUGUUGAUAUACCUUACGGUUCGUGGUUUAGUUAUAAUAUUGCAGUCGGUAAGUCAAGUGAUUUUAAAAAAAAAAAUACAUUUCUAUCUAAACAUGACUAUGUUUAAAUAGCUGAUAGACUGGCUCUUUGGAAGCAGCCUCUAUAUAAAGCAGUGGAUAUAACUUAAUUGCAGGGUUUUUUUUAAAUCAAUUGCUCCCGGUUUCAGUCUUCAGAAUAUUCCUGCACAACAAACCUCUGCUAAUUAAAGAUUCAUGGAAAUUACAUCUUUGUUCUUCUAUAAAAGACUUGAUUUAGGAUCUCUGUAAUUACCAGAGAGUUAACAUUACAAAUUUACCAUCUGACUCGUCUUCUAAUUGUUCAUUGUGCUGGCGUCUCUUCAUGGUUGGCACUGCAUCACUGAGGUCACUGUUACUUGUAAAAGAAAAAGCGAAAAAUUAUCAUAGUUUUUGUUCUAAACCAAUCAUGCAGAAUUGUCAUUUGUGUUUUCAAACAAUGUUACGUGAAAAAGAAAUACACAAUUGUGUAAUUUCUACCAUGUGGUAUAGCUUACAACCUUGCUGUAUGAAACCUUUGCAUAGGUAAAUGUGUCUUGGUAACGUUUUUAUAGUUUCAUGCAAUAAAUUAUCUGUCUGUCUUUGGGGUGACUUGGGGAUUGUCAUGUAUGAUUUCCCUAAAUCUUUAAUGCAACAUUUAAAGCACUAUAACCACUACAGCCCGCUUUUUAGUUAUGGUACUAGGAGUGCCCUGGCACCUUUACAGUUUAAUUUGUCUAAUGUUUGAAGAACAGUUUGACAACAUAUUUGGAUCAAUGGGCACCUGCAAUGCAUCUGGUCUUAUCCUGCAGGAGAAAAUACAUUCACUGAGCUAAGCCUGGCCAAUCCAGGACCUCGCACAUUGUCUGAGAUUUCUCAGCUGAUACAAAUGGCUAAUAAGUGGCCCUACUUAGCCCAGUCAUGUUAAACUGACUUUUCUCAAAGGAUAAUCUAGAAGUAUGGAGCCCAGUCAAACCCAUGUAAAUUCAUCUGGGAGAGUGCCAGGGCACUGCUGGCAUUAUAAACACUACAGCAAACUAUAGUGAACACUUCUUUCUCUAAUUGUAAGUUGCUUUUUUUUUUUUUUUUUCUCUUACAGCUUUUGGAGUGUGGUGGAAACCUAUUUGAUACAAUCUCUAUAGCUGUGAAAGCAGCCCUUUUUAAUGCAAGGUAUGAAUUGUUCUUUGUUUCAAGGUCCAGGCACUUGACCCUUCUAUUAUUUCAUGUUAAAGGUAUAUUCUAAGCACAAUAACCUCUAGAGUUGAUUGUAGAAGUUGAAGUACUCAAAGUCUUUGGGAGCCAUUCUCCAGUUUUCUGUCAAACCAUAUGAAGAGAUUCAGAAAUCAUUAAAUACAUAUUUGUAUGUUUUAAUGUUAUCAAUGAGUCUUAUUAUUAAUAAUGAGAAUUUAUUUAAAAUGAUCUGUCUUUUGAGUCAACAGCCACACUAUGGGAAAUAUGAAUGGUUGGGCAUUUUUUUUUUUUUUUUUCUCCUUUCCUUUCCCUAACUUCAUUUAACUUAUUGCUCUAAACAGCUAAAAUUACAUUCAGAUUAUUACAUGAUGUAAUCUUUUUUUUUUCUUUCAUAUAUGCCAUUCUAUUCUAAUAAAACUUAUAUUAAUGUGUUUUAGCCCACUGUUGUUUUGACACAUUUUGAUAUUUUUUUUUAGAACAGUUUUGAAGUGUGAAACACUAAGACAUAUAACGUAUAACUGGUGAACAUCAGGCAGAUAAGUGGGGGUCGGGGAGACAAUAAAGAUAUUUCUGUGAUCAACUCACUGGAGUCCACUAAGCAUUUGAAAGCAAUAAAAUUCACAUGUUUCUUUUUUACCCAUUAUUAUACUGUAUGAAGAAAAUCAAUCCAGAAGGCUGUGAAAUUGUGCAAUCCUGUGAUCUUAAAUGUUCAAACCUGCAAAGUUGGACAGAUGGGCAAGCUUCCAAAGUUAAAAGCAGAUGAACAAAAAUCUUUGUCAAUAACAAUUAUCAUAGUUCUAUCUAGAACGUGCAAGCUUACUUAAAAGUGAGAUCCUUUAUGUUACAGAAGGAGUGACUUAGUAUAACUAAAAGCAGUAUUUGUAAAACAAAAAACGUCCAUAUUUGGUAGUAAAUGUACUUUAACUGUACAUAAUGUACUUUAGCUUACAUUGAGGGGAAUACAUUUUAUCACCCCAAAUACAUAUUUGACAUGUUUAUUUAAUCUGUUUAUAUGAUUGUUUUUAUGGGGAUGGCAUAUUCUGUGUGUUUUCUUGCAGCUCACAGUAUAGGAGACUCAUUAAAUUUCUCUCUGAGUUCAUAUAUAUUCUUCUACCAAUGCCAGUAUACAGAAGUCCAUCAUGCAUUGCAUUCUCAGAACCUUAUCUAGAUCCUUACAGAGGAUAACCUUUAGGUUUCCAUGAAAAAUUAUAUAUGCAGAAAAAAUACUGCUCUUAAAUGAAGACCUGUUCCUCCAUAGUUGUAAACAAAGUGUGAUAAUAAUGUGAAACUAAUUUUUGGAAUUUAGGAUUCCCAAAGUGCGAAUAUUGGAAGAUGAUGAAGGAGCCAAAGAUUUUGAGCUAUCAGAUGAUCCUUACGACUGCAUGCGUCUGAAUGUUGCUAACGUCCCCUGCAUUGUCACAUUAAGCAGAGUACGUCCAAAUAUUGACACGUUUUGUUAAUGUUUUUAGGGAUAUUUGCUAAAUUUCUCUUUGGCAUUUCGGUGCCAAAUGCACAUAUGUGAUGUUAAAAAAUCAUUUGCGGAGGACCUCUGAAUCCCAUUUGUGUGGUAUUUUAACAUUCAGUAAAUUCAGUGGUGUUAACUGUGCAACCCUAUGAUUGGUUGCUAGUAGAACAAAAUGGAAAUUAAAUGUGUAUAUUUUAAUUAUGUUGGCAUUUCCAUACACAAUUACUUUCUCUUGUAAUCUAAGUUACCUGUACAUAAGUAUUAUAAUCUCACACUCCUUAAUUGCAUUUGAUUCAAUUAUGGGAGUCUUGGCUCAUUUUAAGGAUCCCAUAUAAUGUCAUUCACUGUCCAACAAUGAAUUCCCCCCUUCUCCCUUUUUUUUCCUUUACAUUCCAACUCUAUCGUUAGCAUUACCAUUGUGACCAUAUGUUUAUUCCAUAUGUGAAUUUAUUUGUUAAAGGAUACAAAUUUUGCAUUUAAAAUUAUGGAUUGUUUUAAUUUUAUUUUAAUAUGUAUAUUUUCAUUUACAUAAAGAUUGGACACAGACAAGUAGUAGAUGCCACAUUACAAGAGGAAGCCUGUUCCCUGGCUAGUCUCCUUGUCUCAGUGACCAGUACAGGAAUCCUAACUUUCAUGAGAAAGCUAGGCAGUGGCAGUCUGGAUCCAGAAAGCAUCUUUGAAAUGAUCGAGGUAGGAAGAAAAGUGUGUGUGUGUGUGUGUGUGUGUGUGUGUGUGUGUGUAUAAUAUAUAUAUAUAUAUAUAUAUAUAUAUAUAUUAUUUUUUAUUUAUUUAUUUUUUAUUAUUAUUAUUUUAUUUUUUUAAAAUAAGUUAAAUGUCUUCAGCAUAAUACACAUGUGUGCAACAUGUACAGGAAGAGCAUUAUAACAGAUGAGAAUUAUCUGCUACUCUAGACCUAUAUAUUACUUGUUGAUGUUGUUUACAAUAUUUUCAAUAUGAUUUAUUAAUUGAAGAGCUGCUAAAGUGUAUGUACAUUUCUUAAUUAUUUGACAUGUCAAAGAUCUAUGUGGUGUUGCCUAUAUGUUAAACUUAGUUAAGUUGAGCUGUAGAUAAUUUAUGUAAUAUUUCCUCAGCACAAGUAUGAACUUGUUUUAGUGUGUACAGAAAAGGUAGCUUUCAUCUUACCUGCAUAUGCCAAAUUAUUAUAAUUAAUUUUUUUUAGAAGUUUCACUUAUUGACUCUCAGGCAGCUAAAAUUAUGCAAGAAAACAACAACAAUAAGGGUCAGCGCUAAUAAAUAGAAAUUAAACAUUGUGGGUUAGGCAGCAACCCUAUGCAAGUGUUUCCCUCAAAAUACCCUUGAAGACAAUUGAAUACAGGAACACCAGGGUAGGGCUGCGCCACAAUACAACAGUGUAAUAUAGAUAUAUCUCUGUAACGGAUCACCUGGCACCCCGACUGGGUACCUCCGUUGAAGGAUGCUGCUAGCGCUUCCUGAGGACUCCAAGCACUGCAGCAGACACCACAACCACCGAACCGGAGAAGCAUACGAAUGCUCUCAAGCAUAUGAAUGCUGUAAGCAGUUGAACAGGAAAAGCAUACAAUCAGCUUACACUCCUGGCAAUCAGCAUACAAUCCAAUUCCCCCAAUAACGAGACGACACUUCGUUUUGAGGUCAAGCAGAACUGCCUGUACUGGCACAUACAGCCUCUUUUAUUCACAAUCCACAAACCUAGUACUGCCCACAGGGUUUUGAAAUACAACCAAUCAAUCCGUACAAUUCACACAGACACUCCCACACAAAAUCAUAUGAUUACCGAACACAAUGGUUAAUAUAAUUAUCACAGGCAGAGAAAUACAGUAUUAUAAAACAUAUCACAGGGACCCCAAAACAUGCAAUAACCCCAUAAAAGUAUAUCCUCGGAACCGGGGCAUCUGGGUGAACCACAUAUCCAAAAUUCACCCAGAUCCGUUAAGUAGUUUGGAAGAUACAGUUUAAUGCAGAUUCCGCGGAACAUAUACAGGCUAUAUGAAAAAUAAUUACUGUAUAAUGUGUCCCCUGUUGUAUAGUUUAAAACUACUGCACAAUGUCUUUGUGCACCAAAUACCGGCAAGAUGGCACCGUGUAGAAAAGUCCAAACUCUGUCUGUGAGUUAAAAUGGCCGCCAUCCAUUGUUCUCACCAUGUGCUUCAUCCAUUUUUCUCACCAUGUGCCUCUGAUACAUGAAAUGGUGGCCACCCAGUAACUCCACAGUAUAUCCCCAGAUGGUUCUUAAAUGGCCAGCAUCAGCACCACACAAAUCCAUUAUGCCCAAAUCAUGUCUUUAAAGGGCAAUAUAUCCCAGGGGCCAUAGUCACAUGGCAGGAGGCUGGCAAUCAGUCUUCUCCAAUGCCCAGUGGCGAGGUCGGUUUCGCCACAAUCUCUAUAUAAUCCACAAAGUUUUGUGUCAAAUGUUUGAAACCAAUUAGGUGUAAGAGUCAGACGAGGAUAUUCUUUAUGCUUCACCAGUGUCCUUAUAAGCAGAGAAGGGCGAUAUGAAAAUGAGGAAGCCAAUAGUGCAUUAAAUCUCACUGAGUAUAGGUAAAAUAGGAAAUAAAUAGGGUUACACUCAAAUUUGGUAAAGCUUAAGCCAGCUCUGGUGUGUAAAGUGUACAGCGGUAUGAUCCCCACUUAAAGGAUAUAACAUGAGUGUUCUUGGUGGUAGAAGAAUCAGGAACCCAAAAUGACAGAAAUAAAAGGCAACAAUAGUGCUCUCCAUAAGAUAAAAAAUAUAAUAAGAAUAAAUACUCCCAAACAUAGAGCAGGCUAACUGCUCUAUGACGACCGUAUAGGUGAUAUGAUCCCCACCUAGGAUUCUUUGGUGUAGAACAUGAUAAAAGUUGUAGGUGCCAGGUUGAUAAAAAAAAAUAAAAUAAUAAAAGAUAGUGGCACAAGUGGUAAAGUGACCAAAAUCUAUUUAUUAAUAAAAAAAAAAUCUAACAUUUAAAUGCGUUUCACCAUAAAAGGCGUUAUCAAUGGAGUAGAACUUAUCCUGUUCUACUCCAAAGGUGGGGAUCAUACCAUCUAUGCUGUUGUCAUAGAGAAGUUAGCCUGCUCUAUGUUUGUGAGUAUUUAUUCUUAUUAUAUUUAAUCUACUAUUUUAUAUCUUAUUGAGCGCACUAUUGUUGCCUUUUAAAUCUGUCAUUUUGGGUUCCUGAUUCUUCACAGAGGCUGCUAAUGGGGGUACAAUGCAAAGGUGAUUAAUCAGUUCAUGCACCUACGUAUUGUAAUAAAUCCCAUGACAUGGGAAGUUAUGAAAAUCCAAGACACAUUCUGACAAAUAUGUCUUCUCUAUUGGGAGAACACAAGUGAAUAUUGAUAUCUAUGGCUAUGUAACAAAAACCCUUAAUGCAGUAGGCUUUGUUGGGAGUAAACAGUACAGAACUCUUUUAGCAAGACUCUUGAGCUUUGCUUAAUUGAAAUCAGUCAACCAUAAAGUAUUUGUCGGUUUAGCCUUGAGUAGGUAGUCACCAGCAAUUAUAUAUAUAUGUAAAAAGAUCUGGGAGAGUGUUCAUGUAACACUUUGCAUGAACACUUUACAUGAACAUUCUCCCAGCAUUAUCUUACUAUUCUGUCAUAUGUACCAACACUUUAAAAUGCAUUCCUAUAUGUUUAUUCUAUCUAUAUACAAAGUACUAUGUGUAGACCUAUGCUUUCCCAUACUCGUAUGCAUGAAUGCUUAUAUAUAUUACUGUGCAUUUAUAUUUGUGUAUAUGAGUCCAUGUGCAUGUAUGUAUAUGUGUAUAUGUACAUGUGUUUAUGCAUUCACAUAUACAUAUUUCUGUGUGUGUGCAUGUAUAAAGUGUACCAUACUGUGCACUGUCUGCUUGUUUGUUUUUCUUUUCCCUCUCUCCCCCCUACUCUGCUCUUCAACAAGAUAUUUAUGACCCUCUGCUAAGAUGGUGUCUAUUUUCUAACAAACCUGUGUCUUAUCUACACUCAUGUCGCUUUAACCCCUGUAUCACAACUCAAAUUUGAAUUCUAUGUGUCAUUUUGCUCAGAAAUGCUUCAGACUUGAGAAAGGGAGGUUCUCCCGAAAGCUUGUCAUUAAAAAAUUCUGUUAGUCCAAUAAAAAAAGGUAUUACAAGAUAAGAAUUUUAUCUGUUUUUUACAUCUACAUCACUGGACUAAUACGGCUACAAUCUCUACUUGAACACAUUACUUACGUGAAUCUCUCUCUUCCACUGCUCCCAUUGCGAAUGUGCGCAGAUGACAGUCUGUAAACAACAGGAGUAUUCCACAAUGCUACCAGCAGAUGCUCCUGCAUAUUUGUGGAUUACUUUUUUUCUUUCUUUAAACCUCUAGGUUACAGGAUAGGAGGAUAGAAGUAAUGGCUAAGUAGGAGGGCAAACAUUAAUUUGAGUGGAUAUAUUCAUACAUAUUUUUUUUUUUGUAUUCCCUUUUUGUAUCACACAGCUAUGUUACAAUGCUGCCGACCAUCCCAUGUGUUCCCUAUCAAGGGUUAAAGGACCACUAUAGUGCCAGGAAAACAUACUAAUUUUCCUGGCACUAUAGCGCCCUGAGGGUACCCCCUCCCGCACGGCUCUGGGGAGAGGAAAGGGGUUAAAACUUACCUUUUUCCAGCGCUGGGCGGGGAGCUCGACUCUUCCGAUCCUCCUCCUCUCCGCCCAUUAGGCUGAAUGCGCACGCGCGGCAAGAGCUGCGCUCGCAUUCAACCGGUCGCAUAGGAAAGCAUUGUCAAUGAGACAGCCACUAGAGGCUUUGGAGGAAGGCUUAACCCAUUUAUAAACAUAGCAGUUUCUCUGAAACGGCUAUGUUUAUAAAAAAAAAUGGGUUAACCCUAGCUGGACCUGGCACCCAGACCACUUCAUUAAGCUGAAGUGGUCUGGGUGCCUAGAGUGGUCCUUUAAUAAGCAUGUAGGGAUGUAUAUACAAAAUAUCCCUCUCUGUCUCAUUAGAGAUAUCUUUGCCAGAAGCUCAAGGAAGCAAGGUGAAGGGUCAAUGUAGGACCCAUCUGAGGGGGUCUGCCUUGACGUUGGCAGGCGGGCAUUCCCUACAAUGGCCAUUGGAGUAACUAAAUUACCUCCAUUUGUUUAAAUAUACAUAGGGAUUUAGGAGAGAGCACAGGUAACCUUUUCUUUAAUUAUAUAUAGAUACUUACGUGACUCUCUCUCUUCCAGUGUGUAUCAGCGCAAAUAUGCGCAGAUGACAGUCUGCAAACAACACGAGCAUUCCACAAUGCUACUAGCAGAUGCUCCUGCAUAUUUUUGAAUGACUUUUUUUUCUUUCUUUAAACCUCUAGGUUACAGGAUAGGAGGAUAGAAGUAAUGGCUAAGUAGGAGGUCAGACAUUAAUUUGAGUGAUAAAGUGAUAGUCCUGUUUGUUCGACAAUUGCAGUGUAGUCACAAAUAAAAUAAAAAACAACUUAAUAUGAUUAUCAUGUGCUGUAUUGGUUAAAGUGGUCCGCAUCAGAAUAACCAUAACAGAUACAAAUCCCUUUAACUGUAAGUGAAGAGACAAAUUCAGCUGUCUUACUUGAUACCUUUUUCAGUAUAUGAGUAGUAUGUAAAUAUAUUUAUACAGUAUGGAGUCUGAAAAGUUUGUCUUCUACAAUUGCAAAAUAAACAAACCAUUGAGAUGUUUAAAUAGUUUAGCUACAUAUUGCAAUGUUUUCCAUACCCUUAAUUACACUAGCGUUAAUGCAUUCAACUAUGCACUGUAGUGUUUCAGUUUGUACUCACCAGCUGUUUAAAAUUGAGGCCAGAGGAGACCGCCUACAGCCGUGACAGCUAACUCUGGCCCUGCCACUGUUUCCUUUGAUGUUCAGCCAACCUUUAGGCUUCGUAGGCGUACAGGGCUCCUCAGGGUAAAUAGACUUCACACUCAUCAGUGGGUAACCACCCCACAACUGUAGCACUCAUUUCUUUCAGAUAAAUGAGAUGGAAAAACAAAAUAAAAGAUUAAAAUUAUAUUUAUUUUCUUUAUGAAUACUCAUUUCCAAGACUUUCAUUAAAACCUGAAAAAAAUAUAUAUUUCUAAAAUGCACUCAGAAUAUAAGAUCUGAAGGAAAUGUAUAAAAUAUGUUUGUAAAAUUCUUUCUGCUACCAUAUUUUUUAUUUUUAUUAUAUUUUAUUUUUAAUAUAUUUUAGAGUUUAUUUACCAGAUUGUGAGUUAUAAAAUGUCUUAUUUUAAUUUACACCUAAAUAGUGAAUUUGUAAAAAUUGCUGGAGACUUUUUUUUUUUUUUUAACUCUUCUAAUUUCCUACAUUUUGCAAGUCAUGUUUUUAAUAGCGAACAACCAAUUAUUGGUUUGGCUGAAAAUAUCAGUGUAAAUGAUACUGAUAUUGCUGAUACUGGUGAGAGGGGCUGUCCGCCCAGGGUGCCACUCACAUUGCAGAGUGGGCGGCUAGUACCCAGAACACAUUAGCUUCUUUUUCCGGCAGGUCCUCUCUACAAUUCUUGCGAGCCACAAGACUUCAAAGCAUUGCCAUGCGUUACACACGCGGCAUACCUGGCUCACAAGCGUUGUAUAGAGCACCUGCCAGAAACCGUAUAUAGCGUGUCCUGGGUCCCAGCCACCACAUCUGAAAUGUGAAACCCCCUGACAUCCUGCACAAAGCCACUGAACCACCAGGGUGUAUAAUAUCCCCCUCCACGACCGCAGCUAAAAUGCAGGAAAUGCGGAAGAAUAUAAAAAGGCCACUGGGGGGUGGGACUAGCCACUGACCUGAUCUGACGUACAUGCUGAGAGCUCCUGAGGGAGACCCACUAAAGCUAAGCAUAACUAAACCCACAACACCCCCAAAACUACCCAACCGAACCUGAAGAGAUGGGGGGGGGGAAACUAAGCUCCGCAAAAGCGAAGCAGCAUCCUACACUAAAUAUUGGUGCCCUGCUCCGUAGCACACCGCUGCCGCGGCCCACCAAAAUGGCGCCUGCGAGGGGAGACUCGGAAUCCGGCUGUACCAGAGGAUUCUCCAGACUCUGCCAAUCGUGGCAUACUCCGACAGAGAACAGCCAACACAGAGACGGCCUCAGUAAACAGGUGUGCCAGCCUUACACAGCACGCGGAGAACAUGCCGGCCAGCAAGGCAGACAUCAAGAACUUGCUGGCUGAAAUGAAGGCAUACUUCUCGGCUGACAUUGCGCUUGUCCGCCAAGACAUGGGGGCUAUAUCUACCAGACAGCAGUCCCUGCAGGACGAAGGGUGCAUCACCAGAGACCUACAGGGUUAACAGACUAAAACAGAUUACCCUAACCAUGGAAGAAAAAAUAGCUGUGUUGGAGGACUCUAAGCGGCAGCGCAACCUAAGGCUCCGCGGAGUUCCCGAAGACGACAUUGACACAGAGGUCCCACAUUAUCUCAGAAGGCUCUUAAGCGCAAUGCUCUCAUCACCCAGGGCAAAAACUAUACAACUCGAUCACUACUACAGGAUCCCCAAGUCUCCCAAAGCUCUGGCUGAAGCGCCACGAGACCUGCUCCUGAGUUUCCAGCUACUUCAGAGCAAACAGCUCCUACAAUUGAGCAGCCGAGAGUCACCUACCUUUCACUUAGAAGGCGCAAAUCUCUCCUUUUUUAAGGAUAUCUCCAGACACACAAUGAUCUGGAGACAAUCCCUGCAAAUGGUCCCAAAACUACUACGAGACAAUGGCGUCAGAUACUGCUGGGGACCGCGACGGAAGCUGUCGGUGCAGCAUGGCGUAAAGAGAAUAUACCUUACAAAAGUUUCAGAAGCGGAACGAUUUCUCAAGGCUCUGAACCUGCCAGCAAUAGAAAGCGCACAGGGACGUAAAGCAACCACUUCCAUAGAACUCACCCCCUCACUGUGGGACGUUGCCAAUAUCCAGCCAUUUUAUCCCAGACAGAAGCGGGCCACGAUGUAUUCAUUUUUGCGACUUGGAAUAAAGUUGGUAUAACGAAACAAAAUAAUAAAAUAAAACUUAAACAUACAGUCCCACUAGGUUGCAGAUAAUAAGCAGUCUGUUUAGUGUAUCUGAGGAUGUUAAUGUACAUUCCCAAAAAUCGUUGUAAGAAAUAGGCUAGUCUGACCCUAACCACUAUUUAUAUAGUGAGUACCUGAAUAGUCUGAAAGAUUAUGGACUGAGCACAUCUCCUGCAAACCCGAAAGGAGGGACAAAACCACUCCUCCGGGAUGUCCAAAUAGCAAAUAGUGGUGUCAUUCUCUGUAUUGGACCGCUUGAUAUUAUCAAAACCCCCGGCAAGCGGCCUGAUGCCCCGACCCCUGGAGAUUGAGUAAGAGGCAGAGCUCAAUGAGCACAGCAUGUUAUCCAGGGGGUUUUCCCAGUCAGCAACUGUAAAAGUUUGUGUGAUAGUCUGGUAAUAGUGGUGUAUUUAAAAGUAGGCGAACCAUGGGAGUGGAAGGCCCAUAAACACUCUCAGUGGUCUGCAAGUGUUAGGAAUUUCUGGCCAUCAUAAUCGAUAAAGGACUGAAGAGCCGCGAUCCCUUGUUCAGCCCAUGAGGUGAACGGGUGUUGACUUCCAGGGUGAAAGUUGAGGUUCUGAUUGAAUGGUAUGUGUAGUGAGUAGAUGGGGUUAUCGCCCAGUUUAGCUCUUGCUUGUUUCCAAGCGCUGAUCGGGGUAAUUAAGAGAGGAUUCGUUAAAAUGAAUAGGGAGCAAAUGAUGUGGUCUGUGGAGAAGGGCCGGUAGUGAAUCUGACCUUGCCAGAAACGACUCUAGAGAGAGUUCCGAGAAGCUUUGCUGGAAUUGAAUCCAGUCCAGCUGAGCUGCAAAACUGUAUUAUUUGGUAGGUUUAGCCCUCCAUUGGCCUUGUGUUGAUCUAAUUUAUUCAAACUAAGUACGUGCUCUACAUCCCUGCCAGACAAAUUGCCUAAGUUUCCCAUUUAAUAGGGCUUCAUCUUUUUUUUUGAGUAGCGAGGGGAGGACCUGAAGGGGAUAUAGCAGUCUAGAGAAACUAAUUAACUUGUAUAGAUUAGCCCUGCCUAUACAGGACAAGGGCAGUUUGUGCCAAUGAGUAAACUUAUUAAAAAUAUUUGUUCAAAUAGGUUGUAUAUUCAGUUAGUAUAAGAGCCAGGUUUUUUGGAAUUUUGACUCCCAAAUAUUUUGGCGCCGUUGGCUCCCAAUGGCCAUUUGUGGUUACACAGGCUGUCUGUUUAUGUUGUAAGUUUUUUACAAAAUUUACAAAAAUGUUUCCAAAGUAGCGUAACUUCAAUAUACGAAUCAAGUGUUGCAAGGUAAUACUAUCAAAUGCCUUUUCUAUAUCCAGGCUAAUAAGGGACCUAAAGCCCUAAAAUCAAAGUGAAUCAAAUAAAGAAAUAAGCGUUAUGCCUGACGCACGUUUCGGCGCUACAGUAUGCACAUUCGUCCGGGGCUAGUAAGAGUGGCUUCCCUAGUGUCUGUUUAUAAAUGAUUUGCGCCAAAUUGUUAUACCCGCCCCUAGCGGGAGACAAUCAAUCCCGAGCGAAAAGGGGGCGUGUCUUGAUACCGGGAGAGGAGAAUCUCCUCUAUCGGCGUGCAAUGAAUGUAUGCCGCUGACCCGGCUAUCUAAUGUGCACACCUACUGCCUGUAAAAGCCCACAAUAUAUUCAUGGCAAGAAAGUAUUCCAGCAUGUCUACAUUAGCAAUCCCCUGCUUCAUAGAGUUAAGAUGUAAGACCUAUUAUUGUCUUCUUGGACUGCAGUGUGUCUAUUUUAUAGGAACUUAUCCAUGAAGCACAUUCCCAUAUUUUGAUGAUAAUAUUGGAUUAUAGAGCUCAGUUUAAGUUACGAAUUUUGGAACAUGUCCGGUCAGUACGUUAUAAACAUGAUUAUACCCAUUUCUAGACAUCUAUGGGAAUAUCAUGCAGGUUGCCCAAGGAUCUACGUUUUGCAGGCAUUGAACACGUCAAUUUAGACCAACGAGGAGGAAAUCUAGACCGCCUCCUUAAACAAAGGGACUCCUUUUGGAUCUAUAAAUUCAAGACUCUAGCACCGGCAGGUUUGAAUGAAGGGUUUACAUAUACCCCAUUCCUAUAAAUGGUUGUGUCAUCUUCUCAUGUUUUUCUUACAUUUGUCAUCUAGUAUAUCCAGUAGUCUAUUAUGACGUCAUCUUUAUUAAAUUUAUGUAUAGAGUAUUUUUAUUUCCGCUAAAUCAUCAAGUUUCAGUCUUUUUAUCAGACCAAAUCUAUUAUGAUUCUUUGUAAUAGUUGCUUCCCUGUUCCAAUGGUGGAGGGAGAACUGGAUACCCCUUAAGGCUAUACAUCACCUACUUGAUUUUGUAUUCUUUCUAAUUCUUAAGAUAUUCGAUAUUGGUUCUGAAUGUAAAUAUUGUAAUCUAUGAGGGGGCUGAUGCCCUUCUUUUUUCUUUAAUAUAGAUAAUUUUAUACUAUCAGUAUUAACACCACAGACCUUUAAUGUCUUAAACACAGAGAGAGAAGAAAAAAUUCCAUUGUGUGUGUGUGUGUGUGUGUGUGUUUGUCUUACUUUAGGUGGUAUACGAAUUGGAUUUACAUUAGAUUGAUAAAGGUAUCCUUGCCCUUAGGUAUGAAAGUUAAUUCUCUGUAUUACAUUACUGAGCUCUAUAAUCCAAUAUUAUCAUCAAAAUAUGGGAAUGUGCUUCAUGGAUAAGUUCCUAUAAAAUAGACACGCUGCAGUCCAAGAAGACUGUCUUCACAAAUCUUUGACGAAAAGUACAAUAAUAGGUCUUGCAUCUUAUCUGUAUGAAGCAGGGGAUUGCUAAUGUAGACAUGUUGGAAUACUUUCUUGCCAUGAAUACACUGUGGGCUUUUACGGGUCAGCGGCAUACAUUCAUUGCACGCUGAUAGAGGAGAUUCUCAUCUCCCGGUAUCAAGACACGCCCCCUUCUCGCUCGGGAUUGGUUGUCUCCCGCUGGGAGCGGUUCUUUAUUUGAUUCACUUUGAUUUUAGGGCUUUAGGUGUUGGGAUUUUAAGUGUUCUAAUUAGUUUUUCAGUUCAAGUGGGGAGGCACUGGGAAGUGGCUCCGAGGCAAUCUAGCGUUUUGUAUAGACUAGCAAGGUGCUUACUUCUAUUUUGAUUUGGAGAAGGGCAGUGAGGGUAACCCUAUAAUGUAAUUCAGCUUUUACUGCCAGCACAGAGAGAAGCUUAAGCUUGGUCGUAAGCAGUUCAGAAGCUGUAACUAAUAGCAGUGUUGAUAGCAAGUAGUGAAAGUUUGGAGGUUUAAGCAUAUUAACUAUUGUUACUCUCUAACAUUAUAAAUUUCUCACUAAGCAGCACACUGUGUGCUGUUGAUUAGGAAAACUGUACAUGCGUUUUCUAUUUUCUUUGAGUACGUGUGGGGUUUAAACCAAGGGCAUUUUUUUGUAACUUGGGACACAGCUCUUCAUACAAUAAUUUUCCAAUAGAGACUAUGAUUAGCUGUGCUUAAAGGGAGCCUUGUUCUCAAGCCUGAUCACAAGGGCCAUUUUGACCCCCUACCUAGUAGAUUAUAUAUAUAUAUAUAUAUAUAUAUAUAUAUAUAUAUAUAUAUAUAUAAUAAUAAUUGUAUAUAACUGGUAAAUGGACAUUGGUACCAGUGUGGUGAGGGAGUAUUUCAGCGAGAAUGUACAGGUGGCAGAACUAGUGACGUGCAUCACACAGGGGACCAUUACGUCUCAUGGUUCUCUAGAACAGUACCAGAUUGUGGUACAGCUGUGGGGAUAGAGCUGGUUGAAGCUGUGCCAAUGGAAAAAAUAAAAUAAAAAUGGACAUAUAUAUUUAAAAAAAAUAAUAAUUAUUAUAACAGAGAAGGAACUAAAGUUUAUAUACAAGGGGAACAGUCCCCUCGCAGCUCCCAUGUGGCUAGCAUCGCAUGUGGCACUCCUCCCCCUGCAGCAGAUGUCGCAGUAUUCUCCCCUGUCUUGGGACAGCAGUCAGUUAGGUAAUGUGGUACUGCUUAUUUCCGAUCACUCGGGCUAGACUGCAAGGGUUAUUGCAGCCUAUCACAUAGGCCUUGACUUCCGGCGGUGGUGUGAGGUGAAAUGGGUGUCCUCCGGUCUCCGGAAAGUGUCUCUUCGAUAGAGCAGUGUGUGAUAGUGCCCGGGCACUUGUUGGGGUGCUCCGAUGCAGCACUGGUGAGUCAGAUACCGUCGGAUAAAAUUUCCCUGAAGCAGAGCCCACUGUAAGCGCGGCCAGCAAAGAUGGCGGCGGAAUCGCCGAAGUAUACUUUUUAUUUUAUUUUUUAUUUUUAUUGUGGUUAAUUGACCCUCCUCCUAUUAUUCUGGUUGUUUCUGACUUUAUAUACACACAUUAUUUUGCUUUUCUUCUAUUUUUAUCUAGAAUAACCAGGUGAAUUAUUUAAUCAUUGGAAUCAAAUGAGAUGUUCAACGUGUAUACAGUGUUCUACUAAUAAUCAUGAUUAUACUCCAGAGAAAAUCUUUAUUCAGAACUCCACACAUGCAAUUUAAAUACAUUGUGCAAAUUAUUAAAAUUACAGGUGCAGAGUGCCAGAAGUGAGAUAAUUUUCUCGAUUUAUUCUUUAAUAUUAAUGAACUUCUUCAGCUCUACAGUAAAUUUCCCUCAAGACUAGAGACAGUUGUUAAUCUCUUGAACAAAGUCUGGUUGUGUUUGAAAGGCAAUUUAAAUUGAAGAUGGAAAGGAGUCAAAUGUAAUAUAGUUAUUGUACUAAAAGGGAAUUGGUUCUGCUUGAAAGAAAUACGGUAUAUAUUUACCCCUGCUUAGUUCGCUGAGGUGGAAAAUGGUCUGUCUAUGGGGAUCUUGGGGGAUGCCCCAGAGUUAUGCUCUUUCGAAUGCACAAGAGUACAGAACAGAUGUCGUCUCAUUGCAAAUGAAGCACCUGAUGUUGAAGAAGAUUGUGGUGACUACGAGGGACACGUUCAGGUGAGUAAAAACUACCUUCCUCUGCAUCCAGGGCCACUACACUCUCAGCGGUGCAGUCAUCAUCUGUGAUCUUUGCUAAAUAUGCAAAGACCCAGAAGGUGACAGAGACACUUUAAGGCCUGGCUAGAAGAAAAGUACUUCAAUUAUUAUUAAAGGACCACUAUAGUGCCCUGAGGGUGCCCCCACCCGCCCGGCUCUGGGGAGAGGAAAGGGUUAAAACUUACCUUUUUUUCCAGCGCCGGGCGGGGAGCUCUCUUCCUCCGAUCCUCCCUUUCGGCUGAAUGCACAUGUGCGGCAAGAGCUGCGCGCGCAUUCAGCCGAUCUCAUAGGAAAGCAUUUACAAUGCUUUCCUAUGGACGCUUGCGUGUUCUAACUGUGAUUUUCACAGUGAGAGUCACGCAAGCGCCUCUAGCGGCUGUCAAUGAGACAGCCACUAGAGGAUUUGGAGGCUGGAUUAACCCUAUUAUAAACAUAGCAGUUUCUCUGAAACUAUGUUUAUAUAAAAAAAAAAAAAAGUUAAUCCUAGAGGGACCUGGCACCCAGACCACUUCAUUACGCUGAAGUGGUCUGGGUGCCUAGAGUGGUCCUUUAAGUCCUGAUUUUAAAAUGUGUUUAUUAAUUUUUUUAAGUAGAAUGAAUUCUUAAGUACAGUUUUUAGGGAUUUCUUCUUCCUAAUUUACUAUUGUACAUAUCACGUGAGACUAUGUCCUUCUAGGCUGCAGCAAUCCUGAGCAAUCAUGUUUCCACAAUCCUUCCUGAAAUCAAACUGCAGAUGUCCAGAAACCAACCAUCCAGACUGUACAGUUUUAACCAUAUCGUCUCAUCAACCGGGUGCCAGUUCUGGUCCGAAUUGAAGUCUUUCUGCUGGCUUAAGAAUAGCAAAAUAUCAAAAACGUUAUGAUGAGAGCAAAACAUAAUAUUUAUUGCCAUCUUGUAUUUGUUAUAAUACAUGAUAUUUCUAGUAUUAUAAUUUAGACCCCUAAUGUUAAGUAUUGUAUGUUAAGCUGUAAGGGGAGUACAGGAGGAUACAUGUCCUAGUGUAGCCUGAGAUGUGCGGGAGUUCGUCUUGGACUGCAGUUAAUACACAGUUCACUGUUCUAUAUCCUUUCUAUAAUCUAUCCAAAUAAGCUGUUUUGUCUGAAUUUUUCUGUUAUGUUCACCACCUUUCUCUGUUAAGUGAAUAAAUCCAAUUGAGAUAAUCAAGCAUGUUCCCUUGACUAUAGAUAUUAAUACUAAUUUUAGUGGUAUUUUAUUGGCUUUGGAGCGAUGAAUGGGUCAGCUGACCUUGUUUGGCAUCAAAUCUGUAACAUUCAGGUUUGAAGAGAUUGCGUAGUUGGUACAUUUACCAUCUUGUCUACCUUGUUAGCUUUGUAUCGAUACUGCCUUUGGGAAUUAAUGCACAUUUGUUGCAGUAAACCAGCAGCGAGAACCAGGAAGGAUGUAUAUGGUCCUAACUAAGAACAAAGUAGACUGCAUCCUAGUAAUUCUAUGCAGAAUUUACAAAUGUCACUAUAUCAUUGUGUAUUUAUGAUGCCUUUUGAAAUCUUUAAUGGUGUAUUAUACUCAUGUUCUUUUCACUUGUUUAAGAUGUUUUAUUGCAAAUAUGAGCUGUGAAAUCCCUGUAUAACUGUCUAUUCUCUCAAAGUGUAUUUCACUUUUUUAAACUUUCUUUUUCUCUGCAGACAGGAAAGCGUGUUGCAAAAUCAUUGCACGUUUCCCUACAAAGUGUAUUAAACCAGGAAGAAAGUUUGGGAAAGAAGAGACAGAAGAUUGGAUUCCUAAGAUGAAGACUCUAAAUGUGUUAUAUUUCUACGGAAAUUAAUAAAAUGACAUAUUUUUUCAGACAUCCAGCUGUGACAUUUUAUUUCCUGUUUUGUGCUGGCAGUAGGCCAUGGCUGAUUCUGAAUAGAUAAGUGAG
Pelobates cultripes (western spadefoot toad) is the source of this 51818-nucleotide messenger RNA. NCBI's taxonomy places the organism in Eukaryota, Metazoa, Chordata, Amphibia, Anura, Pelobatidae. The record is from the annotation of a GenBank genome assembly.